AGCAGUGAAGUACUAGAUUGAAAGUAGUGAGCCUUGAUUUUUGUAUGGUUAGAUGAUCAAUUCUCUAUUUCUGUAAUGAAAUGGUGCAAACAGCGUGGGCAUAAUGAUUUCUUGCCUAAUUUGAUGCUGUUUGAGCAAAACUUUGGGUGACUGUGUUGUUGUAUUAUUUAUUUUUUACAACCUCAACAACGAAGUUACCCAAACUUUUGCUCAAACAGCAUCAAAUUGAGCAAGAAAUCAUUUAACCCACGCUGUUUGCACCAUUUGAUUGCAGAAAUGGAAAAUUAAUCAUCUCAUCAUACAAAAAUUCAGCUCACUACUUUCAAUCUAGUACUUCACUGAUUGCGUCUUAUUCAGAUAAUCUGCAAAAGAUUCCCAGUUCUUGUACAAUACGAUCAACCACAAAAAGUGUUUCGUGAAAUAAGACAUAGUAUAGUUGUUACAAUAUUCUCCGAAAUUGUGUUUCUUUAGCAAACAAUAAAGUGAUACUUUACAAGUUUUUUUUGUUUUCAUUUCCGACAAGCAAGUCACAAACGGCUAAGAAACUAUCUAACAUCUCUUGCCGUCAUUAUUUUUCAGAUUUCGAACAAUACUUCAGCGAACUGGAGCCGGUUGCAACAAAGAAGACGACUACCAUUUCCCUGGACAACCAAGAGUUGGAUUUUGUGCCUGGUAAACGUGGUACCAGUUUGCUCCGGAUCAACAACUAUUGCUACGCCAGAAAUAACAAAUCACAAAACUCGACCUACUGGGUGUGCCGUACCAGAGCGCAACACCGGCCGUGCAAUUCCCGAGUCGUUACCACGCUGAAAAACAACGGACUGUAUCGGGUCGUGAUCACCAAUCCGGUGCAUCUCCACGAACCCAACAAACCCAGUGCCUAUAGAAGAGUCGAGCAGGUCAGGAGGAGACCCAAACUGGUGGCACCGAAGCCGGUGCUGGAGGAAAUUUUCACUUUCACGUUUGAUUCGGACUAGAACUGGAAUGAGUUGAAGUAAAAUUCUUUUAUUUUGUUUUGGUUGUUCAACCAAAAGAGUUUUUAAAUACAGAUAGUGCCAUAACGUCAUACCAUUCAGUACAGCCAGUAAUAUAAGGUGAUUCCUUACUGAUACUGAUGGGUUAUGCAGUACUAGAAUAAAUUUACAUUUUCUAACCGAAACUCCUACACUGUUUGCGGACUUUUGUACCCUUUAGGCUGUCGAUGGUUGCUUAACUGAGAUUAGUUACAGUAGAUGAGUGAGAUUUCAGCCAGCUUCGACUAAAUUAUGAAAUCAACCAAAAGGGCUUUCGAAGGCUGUUCAUUGAUGGGCACAGCUUCAUUCGAAAAGAGGCGCGAAAGAACACCAUUCGUUGGCGGUGUAAACACUACAAUGAUGUGCGUUACAAAUGUGCCGCUCGAGCUACGUCCAUUAAUGAGCCCAAUGGCAAACUUAUUUCCUACAAUGGCGAGCACAAUCAUGGAAUCAUAGGAAACGGACACAGACGAAGCGAUCGACAGCGAAUUGGAGCGGAACGAUGAGCAGAAUUUUCGGAUCAAUGUGUGUUCAUCAAGUCAGAAUUAAUUAUUCCCCCGAAUAAAAGCUGUGUGCGAUACUGUGAAACUUUUGUUUGUGUUUGAUUUUGAGUCAAAGCAACUGUCGUUGUACUAGAUUGCUAAUCAUUUGUAUUUUUCUUUUCAGUGAAAAAUGACGUAGCCUAUGUGCAGACAAGUCGAGGCAUACAACUGUCAAUCAAUGGUUAUUUGUUCAAAGCAUGGAAAUCGGUUAAGAACGUAGGAAUAUGGCAGUGUCUUCAGUUUUCUGAAUAUGAUUGCCCAGUACAGGCUAGUACGGAACGAACCAAGGAUGGAAAGCAAGCACGCAUUUCAAUUCAAGGGCAACACAAUCAUCCCGCUUGCAAAGAUCGUAACAAAAACGCCACAAUGCGACCAGUUAUGAAAACCUACAGUAGAAAAAAACUCUAAGCCUCAAAAGGAAUAUUAAAUUGCUGCUAUUUGUGGACAACAUUGUGAAGAAAAAAUAAAUUCCCAACUUCUCUAUCCAAGUCUAGCUUUCUCAGUUUAAAAGUGGCAGCACUGAUUGACACGGUUCAAACCAUUCGCUUACUAAUACAACGAAUUUCAUUUCAGUUCUUGAUGUGGACCAUCCAACCGUCCAAUGCAUUGCGACCAACAAAUCGCGUAGAUUGAUGGUAAAUGGCCACUCUUUCACUCGUAAAAAGCGAACCGAGCGGUAUACAAUCUGGGAGUGUUGCCAAUCGAGACCUCUAGGAUGCAAGGCUGCGGUCACAACCUAUCUGGAGAACACCGGUGCAGUUAACAUUCGUGGAUCGCACAAUCACGCCGUCGUAACGGAACGGCGGAGAUUGGGCCAGCGAAAGCAGCUGAUGGAGGAACGUCAGCGGGAGAGAGAAAAAUCGUCGUCAAGGAAAAGUCAACGGAAGAAAAAUUCUUCUUCGUCCGCACCGCCGAUGGUCGCUAUAAAAUUCAGGCAAAUACCCCUUCAUCAAAAAUCAAGAAGGAAAAAGCACAUCCACAUCAGAAAAUGGUUAAUACUGGAACCAGACUGAUUCGAUCUGGAAUCAUCUUUCCACUAAACGAAGGAACGGAAGUGGAACAGUUGGAACAACUUGUGAAGAAGAAUUCUACAAUCAGGCAGGAAUAUAUUAAUGUUCUGAAGCUUAAGCCUAGGGAUACGCAAAUCGUCCAUUACAUGCACAACGUUUUCACGGACGAUGCCCUUAUUGACUACAAUUACAAUAAUGGCCAUGGCAAACGCGCCAUGCGAAUGUACGACAUAUUUUCCAAAUGCUUCAUGGAAGCGUACGAAGCGGAGGAACUUACGGAGUUUGAGCUUGCCUACCAGCUGACGUCGGCGAUCAAGCAAAGUCGAAACCGGAUGCGGCAGCGCAUGUUCCGCGCUAGGAAAAUUGUGAAAGCAAGUUGUGAAAAGAGAAAGCGAACUCCAUAACCAUCCUGCGGGUGGAAAGCACUAGUGCAGUUGUAAAAAUAAAUAAUGAAACCAGACCUUUUAUUUUUAUUUAUUAUAUCUACAUACAGUACUAAAUUCUUCGAUUUCUCACUAACCACGCCCUAAUUAUCACCUCUUACAGGAAAAAUCGUUGCCAAGGAAAAGUCACGGGAAGAAAACUUUUAUUUCGUCCGCACCGCCGAUGGUCGCUAUAAAAUUCAUGCAAAUGCCCCUUCAUCAAAAAUCAAGAAGGAAAUAGCACAUCCACAGCCAAAAAUGAUUAAUACUGGAACCAGACUGAUUCGAUCUGGAAUCAUCUUUCCUCUUAACGAAGGAACGGAAGUGGAACAGUUGGAACAACUUGUGAAGAAGGAUUCCAUAAUCAGGCAGGAAUAUAUUGAUGUUCUGAAGCUCAAGCCUAGGGAUACCAAAAUCGUCCAUUACCUGCCCCACGUUUUUGCGGACGAAUCACUUAUUGACUACAAUUACAAUGGAGUUAACGUUGUUGGCCAAACAAAACGUGCCAUGCGAAUGUACGACAUAUUCUCCAACUGCUUCAUGGAAGCGUACGAAGCGGAAGGACUUACAGAUGUCGAGCUUGCCUUCCAGCUGACGUCGGCGAUCAAGCAAAGUCGAAACCGGAUGCGGCAGCGCAUGUUCCGUGCUAGGAAAAUUGUGAAAGCAAGUUGUGAAAAGAGAAAGCGAACUCCAUUUGAGACUUGAUGAAUUUUUGUGUAUCCUAUUGACUCAAUUUCUUAAGUUUCAGAAACGCUCAGCUUUUUUAUUGUUUUAGUGCUCUAAUCUUUUUUGACUCGGUUCUGUAUUCAGUAGCUUUAAUAUAAUGAAUGAUAACAUACUUACUUUUUUUUAACCUGAAGGUAGGUUUAUUUUAUAUCAAAAAGCGCCAAUGAAUUUUUAACAUUCCUACUUUGAUACAUUAAAUGUAAUGGAUAUUUACCUUACCACUAUGAAACCAUGUCUCAGAAGUUUUUUAUAUGGUAGAAGUAAUAAUUUUAUCAGAAAAAUCUGGCACAUGCAAAUUACACUGAUCUUUUCAAAUGUUGAAGGGCAAAAGAAAAAAAAAUAAAAAUUAAAAUACAAGUAAAACUUAAUAAAGAAGCAGAAUGUAUUCUUCAGCAAAACAAACUUUUAAUUUAUAAUUAAAAUUACUAACUAACCAUGCCAACUCCUCCCCAUUCCAGACCAAGAGUUCAUGAUGAUAGAAAUCUGCUCCGAUGAAGCCACUCGGCAUGCCUUCGAUGAUGACCAAAGCAAAUCCACGUCCUCCGCAAAAGGUAACACAGCAGCAAGGUCACUUCGGCUAGCGGGAUUCACGUUCCCUCUGAAACGUGCAGAAGACAUCGAACGCUUGGAGAAAGCCGUCAAAAAAGAUCCGUUCAUUCGGAAAGAAUACAUUCGCUACGUGUCAUCUCGGGUGGGCGAUCGUCCUAAUAUUCCAACGCACAUCAGAGGGCUUUUCUGCGAUAGAUCUCUGGAGAAUUAUACGUAUCAAGGGGUUAGCAAUCCGCAGUAUCCUCGGAAAGCAAUGAAAGACUACGACAUCUUCACCAACUGUUUGCUAGUUGCAUGGGAGGACGAUGGAAUCACGGCGGAUGAGCUUAGAAUGUCGCUGAUCAAGGCUACACAAAAAGCGAAGCAACAUUUAUCGUCGGCUCGGUACUACAAGCGCUACCGGGAACAGCUUCUAGAGAAACGGAAAGCCAGUUGGAAGAGCAAAAAGUUUACCUCCGAGUAGUUGCUAGUCAACUGUGUGGUAAAAUUUUGAAAAUCAAAUCUUGCAGAAAUAAAACGAACAAUCGACUGUAAUUUACCGGUGUUCUGGUACUUCAUUGAUCAAAUUGUCGUCAAAAUAUUCAUCACGGAUUUUUUUUUUUUCAAAUAUACAAAUGCCCAAUGCCCCUUGUACAUUGCCCAAUACUACGACUAAAUCAAAAGGUAUGUAUAAUUUGCAGAACAUUGAAAUUCUAUUACCAUUCCAUUACCAUGUCUCCAGCAUCUCAAAUUCCUCGUGACACAUGUUCCAUCAUAGUCUAAUUCUAUUGCAUAUCAGUUACUAUUAUUCAAUAAAUGCUUAUAAAACCACAUUAAUUUUCACACAUUUUCUACCCAUUCUAGUACCACUCAAACAUCACAUGGCCGCCAAGCUCGGUUAUACCCAGCGUGGGAAGACGCUGCUGCUGUACAACGGAUUCGGCGACGUCAAGGACCACGAGGCCAUCAAAAUCUGCCACUGGAAGUGCUUGUUGUACGGGAAGCUGAAGUGCCGUGCCAGGGCCGUCACCAAAACGGCGCUCGACGGCUUGUUGAUGAUGAAAGUUACCAAGUCGACCCAUAACCACGGCCAAGAUGCGUACAAAUUUGAACUUUCCACAGUGAAUAAACUCUUAUGAGGAUGUUAAUCGCUCGCAUUUUUCUUCAAAAGUUUAGACCAACACCGUGAUUGCAGAAUUAACCCUAUUUUCUGCACAUUCGUAGGUCUUCCUGGUGGGGCCUAUUUUGGGAAAACCGCUCAGGGCUGCCUCAUGCUGUGGUACGGAAACUACGGGUAUUUCCGCGAGAAGCAGAAGCAUAAUACCACCAACUGGAAAUGUGCCUGCUACAACAAAUAUCGCUGCAAAGCACGGGCUGUGACGAAGGAAAUCGGCGGAGAGUACUACUUCCGGAUAACCUGUGAUGAACAUACCCAUCUUCCGUAUUCUAGCGGCUAUUGGCGGGCAAAACGGAGAAACGAAGUGGCCCCGUUGACGUCGGUGGUGCACUGCAGUGGAAGGUGGUAGUGGAUAAAUGGGGUACUAGAUUAUGAGUAUCGGAACAAUGAGUGUGAUAAUUAUCUGUACAUUUUAAUAAACAAUCAAGGACUGAAAGGUGCAAUUGUAUUCACUUAUAAAUAAGUUGAUCUAGUACUACAGCCUGAAACGCCAAAUGACUAAUAAUUUCCACUCUUUCAGACGUUUCGUACAUACUAAACAAACGAGGAGCAACUCAGCUGUGCAUCAAUGGGUAUCCCUUCAUCCGUUCAAAAACAACCGAGGAUUACCAGUAUAGGACCUGCAGAGAAUACAAAGCUCUACGCUGCACGGCUCGGGCCGUUUCGGGUCGCCGAGAACGGAGGAACGAUCCUACCGUCAAGCUACGGGGCGUUCACAAUCAUGUCAUUUUGGAGCGCCGUGAUGCAGAAGAAAAUGCUAAAGAUAUUUCGUUUACCCUUAAUAAACGAGGGGCGACUCAAUUAUGUGUCAAUGGAUACCCCUACAUCCGCUCCAAAACGACCGAGGAAUUCCAGUAUUGGUCCUGCAGCCAGUACAAAGUUUUACGCUGUCCGGCGCGAGCCAUUUCCAGCCGCAGAAGGCAGGGCAAUUCGCCCACGAUCAAGCUUCGGGGCACCCACAGUCACGGGAUCAUUUUGGAGCGCCGCAAACCAGGAGAAAGUGCCAAAUUGCUGAAACUGAACGCCAUGGAACGCCGGGAGAUGGAAAUGUUGCCAGAAAAGCGGAAACGAUUGUCAUCGGGAGCACCACCUCCACCGGUGGAAUGCGUUUUGGGAGGCGAUAAUCCAUCCUCGUCGAAGUGAAUUCGAAUGGUUGAAUAGGACAGAUCGAUGAAGUACUAGAUUUGUAGUAAUGAGCUAAAUUUUAUUUUGGUGAGAAGGUCUAUUCUCCGUUUCUGCAAUGAAAUGGGGCUAAAAGCGUGGGUAUUAUGAUUCCUUGCCUAAUUUGAUGCUGUUUGAGUAAAAUUUUGGGCAACAGUGUUGUUGUUUUCUCCAUUUCUUGCAACAUAAACAACAAAGUUAUCCAAAGUUUUGCUCAAACAGCAUCAAAUUAGGCAAGGAAUCGUAAUACCCAUGCUUUUUGCACCAUUUCUUUGCAGAAACGGAGAAUUGACCUUCUCACCAUACAAAAAUUCUGCUCAUUACUACAAAUCUAGUACUACACCGAACGUACCCAAUUGUUCGUUCAGUAAUUCUAGUACUGCUGUUUGAAAUCGUUGUAUGUUAGUGGUUGUCGAGAUGGAGUUCUGCAUAAUUUUAUUAUUUAAUAAACUCGAAAUCUAAUAACACUUCUUUUUUGCUUAUAUUAUCAAAUUGAUCUAGUACUGCAGUUCUAAUAAUUGAAUGUAAUCGCUAUUUAAAUUUCAGAUAUUUCAUUCGUGAUUAGCAAACGCGGCAAAACUCAAUUAUGCGUCGAUGGUUAUUUGUACACUCGAGCAAAAACAACUGAAGAAUUACAAUUUUGGACGUGCAAUCAGGAUAGGGUACUUGGAUGUUCUGCACGCGCAACUACCGGUCAUGGUAAGAAAGGAGAUCGGCCGUCCAUCAAACUGCGUGGAUUUCACAACCACAAAAUUAUCCAGGAGCGUCGGAAAGCCGGUGAAUGUGCCAAGCUGCGAGAGCAGUGCGCCCGCGAACGGAACGAGGAAGUGUUGCCACGGAAGAGGAAACGGCUGCCUCCGCUACCGUUGAAGUGUGUUCUGGUCACGGACAGUAAGGAAAAGACCUCUGUCGUGAAUAAGGAAAGCCAUUGAAAACGUUUAUUUAUUAUGAUAUGUAGUAAAAUAAGAUUAUUCUGUGAAGAGGGGCAAGGUUGCCAGGAACACAAUCUUAUAAUCAUCUGUUUUACUUUUCCCUCAACAACUCUAUAACUUAAUAUUAGUCUAAUCAAUUCAUGUUACAAUUCAAUGUUUUUAUUCAUUUUCCAUUAUGCGAUUUGGUUGCAGUUUUUGAUUUAUAUUCGUUUCAGUUGCCUCAUAGGAAUUAGGUUUUUUUACAGUGUUCAGAGUUGACAGAAAAAAACUUAACUUUAAACUAUGGAAUUCAUCAUUAAGAAAAUACGUAUGUUUUUCACAGAUGCUGUAGUCCAGUAUAUCAAUGGCAAAAAGGGAACAUUUCCUCGGUUAAAAAUCGGUGGACAUUAUUUUACGAGGAGGCGUAUCUGCAAAACCAGCACCCGGUGGUAUUGUGUGAAGGAGCCGGCCCUGAAGUGUAACGUAACGAAGUCAACGCCAUGCGAUACUUUUGUACCGAUAAGGGAGUCCAAAAAUUGGAAUACGAGGAAUACCACUUCUGCAAACGGAGGACAAAGAAGCACUGCAUCCGUUGGUAUUGCACUAUGUGGCGUAGGAUGAAUUGUACGGCACGGGUUACAACAAUCACUUCUAAUGGAGCAGUAUCGCAGUUUUGUAAUGAUCACAACCAUUCACCGACAACGGAGUGUCCUAAAAUAAGUCGCAAGCACAAGCGCAAAGCUUAGCACUUUUAUCACGAUUGUCAUCUGAUUUACUAUAUGCUCGAAACAAGAUCCUUGAAUCCAAAAUUGCAAGUUGAAGAUUCUUGAAUGUGAUAUGUAUUAGUUGUAUUGACGCCAUAUUUUUUUAAAAUAUAAGAUCUCCAAUAAUCUGAAGAAUGAGGUCUAAAUACUACUUUACAACCUUGAUAAAAGUAGGAAUGAUGUAAAAAUCUAGUCUGAAAGAAAAUUAUUAAGCAUUAUUAAGUAUUAUGCAAUUGUUUUAGAUGACAACUAUUUCUUGAUGAUUUUUUUCUGUUCGAUGAAACCACCUCGUUCUGUAUUUUGUUUGUUGUCGUAAUAUUUCAGUACUCGAAAAUAAACAAAAAAAUAAAUUUGGCAACUCUGAAAAUAUACUGCCAGCAAAAUGUCAUGGUUUAUCAUUUAGAAAAUUUGCUAGUUUUGUUUCAUAUUUCUCAACACAAAAGAAUGAAUUUUAUUGCUAAAAAAUAAUUUUCAGGGCUGCAAGUUUUUUUAAUUUUUGUACAAAAGUGGCAUGAAACAAUAUGUAACUAUCGUAUCUUAUUACUACAUUUGAUCGUAGAUUGGUUUUAUUUGUCUAACGAUCCUCACGUUUUCUUUUAGACAUUUCAUUCGUCAUGAGCUGCCGGGGAAAAACUCAACUUAGCGUAAACGGUCAUCUUUACAGUUGUGACAAGACAACCGACGACGCCAUGUACUGGUGUUGCAAUCAGCGCCGUGUUCUUGGCUGCACAGCUCGUGCUAAUACUGGACGUAAAAAGGCAGGAGAACAGCCAUCCAUCAAACUGCGCGGCUUUCACAAUCAUGGAAUUAUCGCUGAACGACGCCGACCCGGGGAAUAUGCCAGGCUGAAGGAGCAGUACGACCGCGAACGGAAAGUGUUGCCAGAUGUGGAGCCUCGUCGUCUUGCCCUUUCCAAAACGAAAAAGAAGCAAAACUGAAUUAUUUUUCUGUGUAUUAUCUCGACGUUCUAGUACUACAGUUUUGACCGUAGCUAUGUUUCAAGAUGCCCAAGUCACUAAUAUAUGUACACUGACAAAUUUAUGAUUUUUUUUUUCUCUUGUGAUGCGUGCCUUGUAUCAACUAAUCUUAAACAUUAUCUAAUAAGCAAUCAUAAACAUUGCAGAUAUUUCAUUCGUCAUAAGCGCACGUGGUAAAACGCAGCUGAACGUUAACGGAUAUCUCUACACGCGAGGCAAACUACACGGCGACUUUCAGUACUGGUCAUGUAAUCAGUACAGAGUUUUAAGUUGCACAGCUCGUGCUUCGACGGUCCGCUGCAAGCAGGGCGAGAAACCAACCAUAAAACUUCGUGGUUUCCACAACCAUCCGAUUAUAAUGGAGCGACGUCGGCCCGGAGAGUGCGCACGGUUGAAAGAGCUGUACGCUCCUCCUCCGAGGCAAGUGUUGCCAGAUAGGAGGAAAAGUCAGCAGCCCCCCAAGCAACAGGUGCCACUGCCACCGAUCGAGCAUUGUUUUGUGAAGGAAGAGAAAUAACGAACGCGUUGUUGGGUGUGUGAAUGGAGGCUGUAAUAGGAUAAGUGAUAUGCUUGAUCUAGUACUGCAUCUUAUGUAGUCUGGCAUUGGGCAUAUCAUUUGAAUAAUUCUCUCUGAAACGCAAAACAUCAUUCAAGGAAUUUAACAGAAUAACACGGAUAGUUUUAAUGUAGCACUUAAAAACAAGAUUCUACAAUUAAGCUUUGAAAUUCUCCAAUUGGGGUUCCAGUUAUCCUAGUGGACAAGACUUCGGGAAUGCAAUGGCAGGUCAAAAUCCUUCUAUUAUUUCUGGAAGAGUUAAAGGGACACUCAGUUGAUAAGAGGCAAGUCAAGUGCUACUGGUUACGUAGGGCCUGAUAAAAAUAGUUUUGAAAUAAAACAGUGAAAAAAAAAAUGUAAGAAUACAUGAAGUUGGAAUGUAAGAGAAGAGCCACCAACCAAACAAUCAUUCACCAUAAUAUUCCUUCUUCAAUGACAGUUGUUCUGUCUGCAGUCAAUGUCCAUGUCAAGGCAUUAUAAACCAAUAUUUAGAGAAUGAUCUUCAACUUCUCCAAAACUUCCUUAAAUUUUGCAGAAACAAUGGCACAUCGAGCAACGCAACUCAAGACCACCCUGCGUCAACUGAAACGGGAUCAGAACCGCCGACGAUCGCCAACUCGCUCGGAAAGGAUCCGACCAAGAUUUGAAAAAGCCCGUAAGAGUUAACGGUUUCACGUUUCCCCUGUCCUGCGAGGAGGACAUCGAGCGCCUCGAACUGAUGGUGCAGCGAAAUCCGAGUAUUCGUGAGCAGUUUGUUAACUAUCUGUGCAAGCGGAAUCGAGGAAUGUUUUGGAAACUGUUUUACUGAUGAGGCCAUGUUGCGGCACAACUGGAGAGGGCUCGAUCGCGAUCAGUGCCCGCGGAAGGCUAUGAUGAACUACAGCAUUUUCACAGAUUGUAUGGUCGAUGCUUGGAGUUCUCACGGAGUGUCAAUGGAAAAGAUUCAUAGUGAUUUGAGGAAAGCUGUCUUCAAGAUUGGACGCAGACGGUACUCGAACAAGUGUGCCAGGAAAAAGAGAAUUUUGGAAAGGACGUGUAAUGUGUAAUGAUCUAGCUAAUCAGAAAGAAGUCCAGAAGUAUCAAGUCAGAAUAUAAACAUAAAUACUGUUUCCUAUAAAAUUUGCAUACUCAUUCCGACGACAUAUUUGGUAUAUCUGAUAGAAUCUAAAUAUAUAACUGGAGCUUUCGUGAAAAAUCGCUUGUUCUCUGAAAUGGAGUCUUGAUGAAAGAAAUACUAUAAUUUUAUUUUGUUCUGAGAUAAUUAAAGUUAUUCUUUAGCAAUUUGGAAAGAAUGAAACAUUGAAAAUAAAGUCACUCAUAUUGUUUCAAAUCAUUAUUUUUUUUAUUCCAGGCACGAUGAUCCAAGUCCAGCCUACAACAUUACCCAUCGUAGGGCAGUGGUACAAAACCAAUUUAACGUUCACCAAAGGUCACAGUAGAAAGCUGUUACUGGAUUUACAGGGCUACACACUGGGUCCGAAAAGAAUUGACAAUCGUGUAACUUGGUGGCAAUGCUCAAAAAGAUACUGCCAGGCACGAGCCGCUACCUACGAUGAUAAGUACAUCAGAUUUGGAGAGUUAUAUCACAAUCAUCCGAUAAAAACGGCGCCCAAAACAUGGAUGACUCUAGUGCCUGCUGAUCUAUCUUUUCUAAAUUCAAAAAACAAAAAACCAUACUGUGGGAACAAAAACUUCAAAACACGUGCCGCUUUUAAUAAUGAAAGGAAUAUCAAAUUUAAAGAACUUUGCGACGUUGUUGACUCAUCUGUUUCCUUUUGAUUUGUCUGUUUUCCAAAAUUUAGUUCUAGUAUAACAUUUUGUUUAUUUUAUAGAUGUUAGCCUUGAAUUGGCUGUGAAAAUACAAUGAGUUUCUUUACAAUCUACUACAUCAUUUCUAUGACAUGUUUGGAAUAUUUAUCAUAAUCUCAAUAUCUGCCUUCUCCUUUCAUAAUAAGGCUCUGAGACCAUACAAUAGUAAUUCUCUAAACAAUUGUGAAAAUCGCCUUGUGUAAUAAAUACACGUAACAUAAAGCCAUUGAUUUUUUUUGAGUUUUUUUUUAUUCUAGCCAUGCCAACUCAAGUCCGACCGACAAUGUUGCCCAUCGUAGGGCAGUGGUACGAAACCAAUUUUACGUUCACCAAAAGUCGCCGAGGCAAGCUGUUACUGGAUCUACAGGGCUACACGCUGAGACAGAUAAGAAUUGGCAAACGAAUUACAUGGUGGUACUGCUCAAAGAAAACUUGUCUGGCACGUGCCGCUACCUUCGGUGAUCGUUUCAUCAGUUUCGGAGAGUUAUAUCACAAUCAUCCUAUUCAAACUGGUUCUUCAGCGUGGAUUCCUCUAGUACCUACCGAUUUAUCUUUUCUACCAAGUUCAAAAGAUAUGACCAAAAAAUGGAAGAUGAAGAAAAGUCCAAAUGGGUUCUUGGCAAGCUCAAAGGAAAUCAAAUUUGUACAUAAUUAAUAAGAAUACAUAAACUAUAUAAGGAAGCAUCCAGCCACCAAACAUGGUAGUCUUGUAUGAACAAAAGCUACAAAGCAUGACUGUUGAUUCAUCUGUUUGAUUUGUCCGUUUUUCAAAAUUCAGAUCUGUUUUUUACAUAGUAUCACCAGUAUAAAUUGUAUAAGAAGAAAACAUCCAGCCACCUAACUUGGUGGUAUUGUAUUAACAAAAACUUCAGAACGCGUGCCGCCACUAUCGAUGAAAGGUACAUCAAUUUGAAGAACUGUACCACGAUCAUCCGAUAGGGAAGAUGUCGGAAUCGUUUUUACCUCCGUUUCCUAUCGAUCUGUCUUGUCUACUGGGAGAGAUUGCCAGGGUGACGAAAAAGUAUUCAAAACUUGAUUAGGAUUUUGGCUAAUCAAGUAAUUAGCAUCCUUGCAUUGGUAGACAGAGUAGUGCCAUGUCUACGAAUGGUCAGCUAAAGGUAAACACAUCAACAUCUAGCUUCUCAGCCGUUUAACUCAUCCUUGCUUACCUUGAUUAAACUGAUUUUAUUUCUGUAUAAUCUAGUACCCCAUUUAAAGAAUUCAUUAGGUAUAUCUGACAGAAGCUGAACAUCUACCUGGUCCUUUCAUGAGGUGACUCUGGAGACUGUACGCUAGACGUUCCCUAAGUCUUGAGGAAAGACGUACUAGAAUGUUAUUCUGUUCGUAGUUUAAACUUUCUGUGCAAUUGAAAAUUCAAAUUGAAUUUCGAAUAAAAUAAGGCAAGAUAGGAUUAUUUGUCAUUAAGUCAUUUAUAUAGUUUUAAAUUGUUUCGAUUUUUCUACACAUGUCGAUAAUAAAUGUUGAUAAUGCCCAUCGUAGACCAGAAGUUUGAAUCAUUUCUUUUUAUAUUUACGACGUGUUGUCGAGGCAACCUGUGCCAGGAAAAAAUAGCCAAACGAAUAACUUAGUGGUACUGUUCAAACAAAACCUAUCCGGGAUUGAAAUAGAAGAAUACUAGUGGAAAAGAUAUUAAAUAUGCUGUGCUAAUCGACUGUUCAUCCAUGUGGCUUAGUCUAGCUUAGAACUUCUACCGCCGUAGCAACCGUAGGACAUCGGAGUUUCCAUUUUACAAGUUUGCUCUAUCAACUUCCUUUCCAGCCAACGGAUGUGAAAUUUUAAAUCGAUUUCCAAAGUAGCACCAUUCACUUCCGCCUCCGUGUCCAUGGGUUGAACAUAAUGUCGAAACUAGUACGCACUACUUCCAACAGCUUCCGACGAAAUGUUCAACGCAUAUAAAUUUCAGAAACCAAUUAGAUGAGAAAUUCACAAUACAGCUUUUUCAUAAUCCACAGGGAUUGGUCGGUGUUCACGCCUCUGAAAAGCAGCAACCUACAAGGAGUCCAAGAAUCAGAUUCACCGAAAGUUGCACACGGAAAUCAGUCACGAUAGCAGCAAUGGAACGCAGUAGAUUAUGCCUGCAAAACAACGAGUAUCCGUUCAAGGAAGGAUCGUAUGUUCAUCACUUAUCUGCUUGUCGACGAAUUCAUCAAUAAGUUUGGCAGAUUAACACGUGAGAAACUAGUCCGUUAUGCCACAGAACUUUAAAGCAUUUUUCCAAUAUCGUUAUUUUGCGCGUUUUGUCGUACAAACAUGAAUAUGUUUUCAAAACAUCCUACUAACUACAAACUACGUUUGAAAACAAAAAAAAAAAAACAUAUCUUCUAUCACAAUAUUUUAUAGCGUAAUCAGCGCUUUAUAAGUAUCUAAUUUUAAUUUAUCAACAAUUUCCACUUUAUUUUUUCUAUAUUCCUAAUUUUAUCGAGAUGUUUUGAAAUGUUAUUCUUGAUUUCAAUCCUCCGCGCACGCCGAUCGUGUUGUUUAUCACUGUUUUGUUUUGUUUACGUUUCAGCACAUCGGGUACAAACCAGUAUCGUACCACGACGAAAAAAGGGAACAGGAUCAGACUCGGACGCAUAGCCAAAGGAUGUUUGUUCGACCGGAUUCACAACUACCACUGCAUUAUCUCUAUCGUACGCCCAAUACCUGGGCAAAAAGCGCAGCCAUCAGCAAGUUCAGCUCAGCCGUUAGUCGAUGUCAACACAUCAGGUGCGGUGAUAGCAUACCGGGAGACGAGGAACUGGUUCCGACACCAUCACGACGAGUUCGAUAACGUCCAGAAACGGUGGGAAGCAACUAGGUACAGUGCCAUUUGUUUACACAUAAUCACCAAAUUGGAACGAGGGGCCGAGUUAUCAGCACUUACGGGAUGAAUACCUGUCGCUGCAAAACACUGCCGGCUAUCAGCUCGUAAAUAUUGACUUCAGCUGCUAGUAUCCAAAGAAAAGGGACCUUCUUUUCGCGCAAUUCACUGAGUUUUGCAUUCGUGCUAAGGUAGUGUGCCCCAAUGAGGUACCUGAACUGGGAAAAAUUCUGUUGGCAUUGCUGAACGUAUUGAAGACAUGCCGACUCAAUUCUGGCCUACGAUCAUGCCCAUCGACAUACAACGCGUCGCCUAGGCAAGCUGUUACGCAAUCUACAUGGAUGUGUAUACUGAGUCAGUAUAGAACUGGCGAACGAAUAGCUUGCUAGUCCAGUUUGAACAAAACAUACCCGACACGUUAUAUCACAACUAUCUAAAACUUGGAUUCCUCUAGCACCUAUCGCUCCUUCUUUUCUGCCAAGUUCAAACAAGAUUGCUUAGCAACAGUACAUACAAACCCCAUUCCAGUCUGCGACAGCGCCUAUUGUAGGCCAGUGGUACGAAACCGUUUUGACAUUUGCCACGAGUGCCAAAGGCAAUAAAGUACUCGAUCUACACGGAUACAGGCUCUGUAAGAAGAUAACAACCAAACACCUUACUUGGUGGUCUUGUAUAAGCAAGAACUGCAAGGCACGUUCCGCUACAAUCGGUGAGAGGUACCCUUCAGACUGACCUUGGAGCUUCGCAUAUUCCUAACUAUAGAACGAAAUCCUCUGCCACGUUUGUCCAUAAGUCGGUUGACCAAAGUCCGGAUCCCAUCGAGGUGCAUAGUGCACCUUCCACCUCCGGUACGAUCAAAUUCAUUCGCAGUCAGAAAAAGAAUGCCCAAUUGGUGUACAAGGGUUUCCUGUACAAUCGGAAAUUGACCCAGCAAAACGGCAAUACCACAUGGCGGUGCAUCGAAGUUACGAAGUUACGCUGCAAGUCGAUUUGCGUUACCAAAUUCAACAAAUUGAUACGCGCCAAACGGCAGCAUGCUCAUGAGAACUAUGAAAGUAAGAUCAGGAAUCGGCCGCUGUAUGACUACCCGGAAGAUUUGGAGGAAUAUCUGGACAUCUACUCAAGGGAUCCGAUUUCGGCGUCGCAGAAGCUGGACGUCAUCGACGAUGGAACCGAUUACAAGCUGGUCGUUCGGGAUACCAUCGAGGAAGUCGUGCAUGGAGCACCUGGGAGUCACAUAGGAGACAUGAUGGCAAGUGGAACGGAUACGUUCUAUGCGGCACCUCAAUAACACAUUCUAGUACUACAUUUAAAAUUUAACUUUGACAAUAAAACUGGAAAAAAGUCUGCGCAGGUUGAAUUUGUCUUAUUUCAUUUUUUUUAUUCGUGGAUUUUAACUAAAGGAAUUGACAAGGGCCUAAUGAAUAUCCAUUUCAGAUGAACUGUCUUCCUCGACGAAGAUGAUCCCCAAAGAUGACGAAUGCGUAGGUUCGUCGGAUCGAGUGUAUACAUUCCUAACCAGUCGACAGGGAGGCAUCCAUUUGGUUCACGACUGGUAUAUCUAUCGAUCGAACCUACGUCGAUGCGGCCGUAACAAAGACAUCAUCUACUGGGAAUGUGUGCACAACCGAGUAGAAAAAUGUCGCGGACGACUGAAAAGCGUGGGCGAUCAACUGCACAUUUCAAACUCGAAUAUACAACACAAUCAUGAACCGGACACAAUAAAGAUAGCAACGGCCAUGGCUUCCGGGCACAUCUCUUACAAAACGUUAUCUUCACUGGGAGCCGUGUCUACCACAAUUACGAUACGUGAACCGGUGUAAAAGUGAAUAAAAUAUGUUUUUUUUUAAUUGUUAUCACCUCAUUUUACUUAAUUUUAUUUCAACUAUUCAAAAACAAAGUUACAAUCGAUGAAUGUAUUUUUUUUCUUCUAGAUUUCAAAAUUGAGUGUACGGCGGUACAAUUCGUCCGAAGUAGGAAGGGCAAACCCCUAUUGUUGUACAAAGGCCAUCAGUACACGUUGAACCGUCGACGGAAACAGCUGGGCUACUGGGAGUGCGUUCACAGGCGUUCGAAGCUGAAAAGUUGUCCUUCUCGGAUAACGACGGACACCGUUCAGAUUAAACGUGUCAAGGGCGAACACGACCACAUGCCCCCGGAGAUGAUAGAAUAUCUAUUGGAUGACUGCAAUGCAUUUCUGAAAGUGGCACCGCCAGAAUAAAAGUUGAAUUUUUGAAAUGUUCGUUUCUCUGUUUGAUUUAGUUGAUAUAAGUAAAUUUGUGCUACCAGACCGUGAAUGUGAUUGAGAACGUUAAAUAUUUAAAAUUUUCACAUUCGAUCUUUACAGUUCUCAUUGAACGUCUGGUGGAGCCUGAACUAAUCAAAGAGGAACCAAACAAGUUGCUGUUCGUUCGCAGUCGUUGGGGACGCAAACUACUGAUCUAUGAACGAUAUGUUUUCUUCUCCAACAAACGGGUCGAGGCGACGAAUACCACCUACUGGCGAUGUACGUUUUCCAGCAAUCGGAAAGGCCCAAACCGCUGCUCGGUGCGAUGCAUUACUAGAGACAAUCGCGUUAUAAACUUUCACGGACUGCAUAAUCAUUCGGAAGAAAUGUCCAAACUGCAUGGAAGGCAUGUCUUCGAUCAAUACAGUGUGUAUGAUCCAUGAAAACAUAAUAAAACAUGUUGAAAUGAAAAUAUGCCUAUCACUGUAGUACUAGAAUGUUAUUAUAUUGAUUGCAAAACGUCAUUUCCGACUACAGUAUUUAUGAUAAUUGAGUUUCAAUAAACAUGUUGAAAAAAAUCGAUCGAGUUUCACUACAGUACUAGAGUAUAAAUAAAUAAUUUCAAUCAUACUAAUAGAAUACGUUUGUUUGCUUAUCUGUGGCGUUUUAAGGUGCUUACUCGCAGGAGCUGAAGUUCAUCAAAAGCCCAUGGUCUACGCCGUGUCUGGUGAUCAAUGACUUCCUGUACAACUGUCACAGUACUAGAGGGAACAAGGUGUAUUGGCGGUGCCACAACUACUCUCGGAAGAAGAAGGAAGAACGAUGCAGGGCUAGAUGCGUGAUUGUGAAUGGCAGGCUGAGCGCUCUCACAGGAACGCAGCACAACCACGAUCCACACACGGAGAAAAUAGCCAAGAUUAGUCGACGUAACAAUAUGGUUGAUGAAGUACUAGAUGCAGCCAGGGCGGAUCCACCGCCGAGCUAUCUCACUAGUGGGCUUUACAGUUCAAGCUUUUUAUCCGGAGGUUCUACUUUGCUGGACAGCGGCUCCCCGGAUAUCGGUUUGAUAAAGAUCGACGUUUUGCCUAAAUUAGAAGACUACGGCUUGCCUGUUGAACUGUAAACAUGUAUUUUUAAGCUGAAUUUUUACCUCUGAAUCGCAAUAAUAAAUUAUCAAUGUUCGUGAAGCAAUACAAACCAACAUAUUUUCGUUGAUUAUUUAAAUUUUCAUCGUUUGAUUCUAGUACUGAUAAAACCAUUAUUUCUUUGUACAGUUUUAGAUUUCACCCCUGAUGAUGCCGCCGAGUGUCGGACCUUCAUAAGAAGCCAGCGUGGGGCUCCUCUGUUGGCCCUUGACAAUUUUAUCUACCGAUGCGAACGGGUUCGAAAAACGCGCUCCUAUUGGUUGUGCAUCCGUUACAAGAGCUCCAAGUGCAAUGGUCGCGUAGUCUGCCAAGGCAAUAAGAUUCUUAAACUGACAAAUCACUGCCACGCGAACGACGAGCAGCGCAUCAACUCGUCGAUUCUAGAGGAAACGGAUCUGUCCAGCAUCAAUCUGGAAGCGUGGUACAAGCAGACCAUGAUGCACAAGAAGCAUGAGUCGAAGCGAAAAUAAAAAAAUAUACAUUCUAGUACUUCAAUACCUACAUCGCUGAUUAUGAUUGAUAUGUCCCAAACUCAUGCUUUCUAUUCUAUUACUUCGCUUAUGAAACUAAUGAAAACUUUUCUCGUUGUAGCUUACAUAACGACUACUACCACCACAUCUAGUACUACACUAGUCGAAAGCCAGAGCGGAGUGCAGAGUGUCUACUAUCGGAACGAUUUGCGGGACCAGUUGUAUCCGGAAGCCGUGCAAUACAUCCGAAGCCGCCGUGGGCACCCGCUGCUAGUGUUCCGAGGGUACAAAUUUCGCCGGAAUGGCGGCUGCAAGGAGAAGGGCUACUGGCGCUGUGCUUCUUUUUGCAAGUGCCCCGGAAGGGUUACUACCGUCGAUGGGACCAUUGUUAAGUACCACGUACACAAUCAUGAACCGCCUUUCAAAGAAUCCGCCGAGUUGUUCUAGGAUUGGUGGAGGCACAAUUUCGAUCAAAUGUAUCAUAAUGAAUGAUUAUGAUGAACCACAUAAUAAAUCUCCUUUAGAAUAUUUUAUAGACCAUGAUAAUUUUGUUAUCAGAGCAGAAGUUAGAAUCAGUUGAGUAAAUUGCGUCUUCUGUUCUUAUUUAUAGAAUGGGAUCAUCAAGGUUUCCGGGCGCUGGAGAAACAGGUGUUCCUUGCCCACGACAUUGCUAACAGUUGGAUGGCCAACGAGCAAAUCAGUUACUGCCAGAGCCAACGUGGAAGGCCUUCGCUUAUAUUUCUGGGCUACCGGUUCCGUCGAGAGAUGGUGAAGCAAUACAAAACCUACUGGAGAUGUCUGGUGGACAAAUGUCCCGGACAGAUGAUAACAAUGCUUCCAGGGGAUACGGUAAUGCGCUAUCGGAUACAUAAUCACCCGUCCAGUUUCUAGAAAACGAUCAAAUAAAUUCCGCUUUAUUUAAGAAUACAAGUUCAAGCGUUGAUCAGCUUUCUCAGUUUUAGUGAGCAGUUCAACCAAAAGCUUCUAAUAACAUAUUGUUUAAUAUCAGUUCCAGAAUCGAUGAAACCUUCACCGCACAAAUCACAAGGCAUUUCAUUUACGGUACAAACGCAUCCGCCGAGUCCAAUAGUCAAGCCGCCACUGGAACAGUGGAAGAACGUAGGGUGUCCGGCAGCUGAGGCGCCGUCUACUAUGGUUCCACUGCACAGCGGCAGCGCCGUCUUUAUCUCGACGAUAGAUCUCGUAAAUAUCUACACUCCGAAAGCGGCACUCUAUACGGCACGGUUGAUUGACGUCAUUUUCGGACGGCAAACACUGCUAAAGGCCUGUGUGACCCGAACGGAGAAUUCCGGCGAUUUGGUCCCGCUAGAUGAGGACAAACUGAAAUCAGUUAUAGUACAUGUGGUGCAUGUUUUCAAGAAACAACACGUCGAAAUUUCCGAAUCACUCGUGCUGGGCUACAUCCGGAACCGCCUCUGUUACCUUCAGAGUUCAAAGAAGUACUAGAAUCCGUUUGCCAUAACCUAUUAUGAAAAGAUAAAGUGGAUUAAAUGCGUUAUUUUCAUAUCUAUUCGUUUUUUUCUGAUAUUGUUCAACAAGAUUGUAAGCAACGGAACUCGAAUAAUAACCAAUUUCUCUUUUUUUAGAAAUGGAUUUCCGUUUUGAGCUGUCUUCUAGUGGAGCUCGCCAGCUGGUAUGGAAGGGCUACGUUUACCACAAGAAUACGUCGACCGGUAGGUGCACCUAUUGGCGCUGUGCACACGCUGCCCGACUAAAAUGCAAGGCGACCGUGGUAACGGAGUAUGGCGUGAUGGUGCGGGUCAAGAAUCCCUAUCACAAUCAUCUUCCAAUGAAGCGACUGGUGUACGGCAUGGGAAAAAAUCCGAAAAGAAACCUGAAAAACCAGAAUCUUAUCAACAGCUAUAGGAGGGUUGAAUAAAGACUAUGAUGGAAUAAAGCUGCCUAGUUUACCGUUGAUAGAUUUUCCCUGAAUGUCGACGCUGAAGGUGCUCACAAUGAUAUCUAAAUCUCGUUCUUUCCUCACAGCCAUCUUCGUUGCUGUCAGUACUAAACAACAGUUGCUUAAACUGCGCAACAAGAUUUAUCUGAAAACAAAGGGACGAGCUUACCGGAGCUUCUUCUCUUGCAUAGAGUACAACUGUCCCGGCCAGGUUAUGUUCCACGAGUUGAAAGGAGGCCAACUCAAAAUUAUGGCCGAACAUAACGACGACUGCACGUGCGACUACUAUAAGGAUCGUCCAGAGGAACACUUGGGCCAGCUUAGCAAAGCCGAACUGACGAGACUGGAAGAAACGUUGAUGAGCAAAGACUUCGAUGAUACCUGGGUGGAAAUAUAAGUGAAGUCUAGCUUUUAUUUAUUUUUUAAUUUUUAAAUGUAGCGUGAAAAAUCAGGGAGUUCAUCUUUUGUCUGCGGAGCAUCCUAUCGUAGCUUUCCGGUGAAAGUACAUUUAAAAAAAAAGAGAACCAUUGUUUUGAACCAAACAUGUGUUCUUUUUAUUUUUGGCUCCCUCGUUCUUAUUUCUCCCAUACAUGCUCAUUCGAAUAAUCUUGUACUGCGCACGCAUAAUCACAGACUGUUAUUGCAGAUCAUCGGCAUGUCAAACUGAAAGUAAAUGAUUUAUUCUUACUCAAAACCCAUGACAUAAUUAAUCUAGUACUGCACAUUGUAACAGACACAAAUGCAACCUGAAAAGAUUCGUCUCCCAUUAAUAAAUGCUAUGAAAUCAAACAAAACGUCUGCUAAUCUAGUACUGCAUGUUUUUCUAUCUUCCGCUACUGAUCACUAGUUUACAUUUCUCUGCAGCCACGGAACUGGACUCUAAACAACCACUGAUGGUCCUUAGUAGAGCCGGCACGUUGCAGCUUCGUUACCAAGGUCACACAUUUAACAAACAUGUAACUCGUGGCGAAAAAGUCUACUGGAGAUGCAGUCAGUACCUGGUGUACCGGUGCAAAGUGCGCAUUCAGACCAUGUUGGAUGAGUUCUCCAUCAGCAAGAAUGAUCAUAAUCAUCCAGUAGUAGUGCGGCCUCGCGCGUACGGAUCGCUGAAGCUGUUGAAGCAACGGUUGGGCAACAUUAGAUCGUGAUACUAAAUAAAUAUGACAAAAGAUCUACAAUUUAAUGGUUUAUGAUACCGAAAUUCUCUCGCAUUUUUGUAUUGUGACAGUGCACUCAGCCGAUCAUCUCAUUCUUGUCUUCUAAUCGAGUGAUUCUAAUUUUAGCUGCAACGUCAUACGCCCUACCAAUCAACAGACCAGAGUUUGAGUUCCAAAGAUCGACACAACGUGGCACUCACUUGCUGAUGGUCAACGGAGUGAAGUUCUUUCGCAAUCGCCAGCGAAACGAUAAGCAUUACUGGAAGUGUCAUCAGUACUAUAAAUGCAAGUGUCCUUGUAUGGUCGUCAUCAAUGAGACCACGUCCAAUAUCACUGUAAAGUACAGACACAAUCACGACGAAAGUUUGACGUCAUUUGAUUCUAGUACUACAGCAGCUCGAGUUUAUCCAAAUAAGCGCAUCAAAUAAACAUUUUUGCAAGAUAACAUGUGUUUUGUCUUGAUAAUAUUUCGCCUUUUGGUCCUUACCAUUUCUAACCGUCAAACCUACUACCUUUCAGAAAUCUACUUCACGAAAUCGAGCCAAGGCCGUCCGGCAAUCAUUAUCGAUGGCGUCAAGUAUCUGUUCAUGUCGGAGAAUCACAAGCGAGUAGUUUGGCGGUGUUCGUCAAUGGCCACCAGCAAGCUCAAAUGUCCAGCGCGGAUAUUGCACUACAAGAACCCCGAGCGCUUUGUCAUUCACCGGGAAAAGCACAUCCAUGCGCCUCUGAAGCGUCACAAGGUGGCUUUCAUCGCUCAAGAAAUGUUCACAGUUUUGGAUUGAGAAGUACGUGUCGAUAUCACAGCAUGUCGUUUGGAAAUAAAUUUUAUAGUUUUAUCCCUGUGCGUUUGCUUCGACCGUUCUAGUACUUCGUUUUGGAAAAAUUUAAAUAUUCACGCUUUACUUACAGUUUUGCAACUUUCUUUGUAGAGUACAAGCACCAUCUGUCCGUGACGAGCAGUAAUGGCCAGGUGCUUACCUAUCGCAGCAGCCAGAAAGGUCGGCUACAGCUGUCGUGCGAUGGAUUCUACUACGUCAAGGAGAAAACCGUGAAGCAGAAGGAGUACUGGCGCUGCAUCUAUUACACCACGAAGAUCAAAUGUCAUGGGCGAUUACACACCUUGAACGGGGAAAUUCACCACAGUACGCCCCACAAUCACGUGGCCGGAGUGUUCAAACGAUCCGACUACAAUCGUCUUUCGGAAAUUAUGAUAAAUACGGAAUCGGAUAUUGCCGGACAGCCGUCGACACAAUCUAUCUGUAUAGAAAGUGUAACUAAAGUCGAACGAUACUGAAAAUAAAUCUUUAAGUUUAGUUAUAAAUAUUUGUUUUGACUUCGGAGUUGGUCGUAGAGCGCUACUGAAGGCGAACCAAAUCGAAACCAAUUAGUACUGACUUAUUUGUUUGGUUCGCCCUAUUUUUAGGAUCCACCACAAUGACGGUGAUGGACACGUUGGACGUACCGGCUAUCGAGUUCAGCAGAACGCAGCGAGGUCGCACCAUGCUGAUCUACGACGGGUACAAAUACGUGGAAAAUCGUCAGAGCAACAAGAACGUAUUCUGGCGCUGCUCAAAAUACGUCAAGUAUGCCUGCCGGGCGACCUGUGUGACGUCCAAGAGCCCGAGUGAAUGUCCUAUUCGGCUGGCUGGCAAUGCCCACUCGCAUGGGCCGGAAAAAAUGUUGGACAGUGACAAAAUUGAACCCUCCGAUGAAUCCGACAUUCAGUUCCGGUUGAUGCAUUUGUACUAGAUACGCUUGUUGAAUGAAGUACUACAUUUUUAGCCGAAAUGCAACUAUUUAUUGGAAGUAAAUUCAAAUUGCUAAAUUUCAGAAAUCAAAUUGCUAAGGCAUUUCACACUGUCGAGUUACCAGUUCUUGCAUUAGAAAAUGUGAGCACGCCAAUCUAGUACUACAUUUUGAGGAAAAUUUUCUUUCGAAGGUAGUUUAUCAAAAUUCUUAAAUGAAAUCUUGUCAUUAGCGGUUUAAUUUCUAAGCAGAUGAAUCUAGUACUGCAUCGUGAGAUAUAUGUACAAAAUAUAUUGCUAUUUAUAUUGAAAUAAACUUUCGCAUUUGCAGAUUUGAUUAAUGAUACUCGUUUUGAUGAAGAUCCACCUGUUGGUAUCUCAAUAACGAUCUUUUGUACUUUCAGUAACAAACCAAUUCGUGACAGCUUCAUCAAAGACCGCCAAACGGCGAAGACUUGCAACUGGAAGUGUUCGCUGUUCCGAAGGAUGAAAUGUCGUGGGCGAGCCAUUACCAAAAUCGCCGACGGUAAGCACAUGAUGAGGAUUACCCAUGAGAAACACACGCACAGUCGGGAUGAGUAUCGAAAAGAGAUGUAAGGCACGUAAUCAUUAAAAAUGCAAGAAGCUGGAGUCGGAGGACAAACCCGAAUCAAUAACAAAGUCAUACUAGCGAGGCGGACAUUAGUAGCAGAAUGCAAGUUCUCAAAUACCAAAAGAUCCCCCGAGCUUUAGGGCAGCUCAGUUCGGUUACACCCAACGUGGAAAGAUGAUGCUCCUGUACGAUGGUUUCGCCUACAUCAAAGAUCGUGAUGCCCGGAACAGCUGCAACUGGAAGUGUUCGCUGGCCGGAAAGCGAAAAUGUCGCGCCAGAGCCGUUACCAAGACGGCCAUUGGACGCCAAAUGAUGAAAAUUACCAACCCCAAUCACAACCACGACCGAAAAGCGUAUCGAUUCGAUACGGUGAAUUUGUUUUCCGACAAGAAAUAAAGUUAUCAUUUGUGCAUUGUACUGCUUAGUGUUUCAAUCGAUAACUAUACUGCGGUAGACAUCUCUAUGUGACUGUUGGAGCUAACUGUGUUCUUCAUCAUUUUAGAACUAUUCGCUAAUGCAUACUUUGGAAAAACUCGUCGCGGUCACCAAAUGCUUCUGCAUGAAAAUUACAGCUACGUGCGGGAAAAGCAGAAGCAAAGUACAACCAACUGGAAGUGCUCCUGGCAUGUCAAAUUUCGCUGUAAGGCGCGAGCAGUGACGAAAGAAAUCGAGGGUCAGCAUUUUGUUCGAAUAACCUGCGGUUUCCACACUCAUCCUCCGAACAAUGGCUCCAAGUCUGGUGAUGCGUCGAAACACUACCACGAGAACUAUUAGACAGUGGAAAAUGGUACCAUGGUAAACUACGACCACACAUUGGCUCUGUUCAACCGAAGCAUUUGAAAUUAUUUUGUUAAUCAUACAUUGCCAGAAUAAACUUUAUAUACAAAUUGAAGCUUUUUACACUUAUACGAACAUCCGUUUGUGUUGAUCUAGUACUUCACCAUGUAAACUUUAUAUUCAAACUUAUUUUUGACACUCAUACGAACAACCCUUCGCGUCGUUUAAUCGACUGAUCUAGUACCCCAUCAUGUAAAAUAAUUAUCUUUCCCUCUUUUAGAUGACAUGCAUGGCUUCUCGCAACGGGCUCACUAUGAGUUCACGUCCAGAGGAACGCAAUGUCUAGUAUACGAUGGUUAUUUCUACAGCAAAAACAAAACAAAUGAGGGUGGCGUCCGGGUCAACUGGAAGUGUCGUUACUACCAACGGUUCAAGUGCAAAGCACGAGCACUCACUAAAACAAUCAACGGCUGUGACUAUGUGAAGGUCUCCAGUACGGAGCACACCCACAUGCAAGAGAUGUACUGUAAAGACCUGCGACGGAAGCGGCGUAGAGCUAUACAAACAGGAUCGUUAGACUAUCAAUUCCUGGGCUGAAGAUCUGUGUGACCAAUAAUAAAAAUAUCUUUGUGGAAAACAUAUUCUUUAAUGACUCUGAUUGCUUGUUCGCUUUAGCUAAGCUAGAUGGGACAGAUUAUUUUUAUGCUGAUUUAUUUGGCUGUUUUUUUCAGGAGGGGCUGACAAAACAGCGGAUCUGGAAAUGGCACAGUUUGGAUCAACCCAGCGGGGGCGACCCCUUCUAGUACAUCAAGACUACACGUACAUCCGCAAUGGAGAGUUUGGCGGCACAAUCAAUUGGCGCUGUUCGGCCUACCGAAGACUGAAAUGCAAAGCCAAAGCCAUAACGGUCAAGCACAAUGGCGUGGAGUUCGUAAAACUAUCCUAUGCCUUACACAGCCAUGGCCCCAAGACUGGAAGCGAUCAGCAGUGGAAGCAUGAGUCGGAAACGGUUGAUUUCCUGCGCUGUGAAGAGGAUGAAGAAGCCAUGAUUAAGUGUUUCUUAGAAAAUUGAGAUACGUUGAAUAAAAUCGACAAACUUAGAUGUAUUUUCUAUGCAUUUAUUAUCCAUUCUAGUACUACACCUGAGUGUUGUCAUUCACAUUAUAUCAUUUUAUCUCCUAUACAGGUAACAUUAUUUAUGUGCUGUCGAAACGAGGCACUAAGCAUCUGUUCUUCGAUGGCAACACGUACACACCGAAUGAGAGACCCUAUCCCGGUCAGCGUUCUAGGACGUGGAAGUGUACGUUGUACUACCGAUUGAAAUGCCGAGCCCGUAUCGUUACCAGUGAAGCCAACGGGCUACCCAAGUUGCGUGUGGUAGUAGCCGAACAUACCCACGAAAAGCUGUUUCCCCAUUUGAGCGAGAAAUUCCGAAGUCUAUUCUAGAUCAACGAAGACACAUACCAAAAUCUAGUCCAUCACCGAUUGAUCUCUAUUUUACUCUAGUCUUAUUAAAUUUUAUCGAUUUAGAAAUAAAUGUUCGUGUGCUUAGAUGAUCCGAGUUUUUGGAAGGUUUCAGCUCGUAAUUCUUUUGUCAUGUGUGGUCAGAAGAAUCUAAUCAUUACUGUUUCUCAUUUACUUCUAGACCCGUACGACUGGGGUCCGCUUAGUGCGAUUCGAUUCGUUCACUAUCCGAUUAAAAGCAAAGUGAUAACGAAACUUUUCCAUCAAGGGUUUUCGUACUACCGGAGCAAGCAGGUUAACCAGGCCACCUAUUGGGUGUGCGAUCGUACAAAGCAAAGCAAUUGCCGAGCUCGGAUCACAGUUUUCGAAGAUCAAAGAGUGUACAAAGUGACAAACUCACAUCACACACAUGACCCAAUGUAUACAAAGCUUUGUUUCUAAUAAAUUCGAGUAAUUCAUCAUCCCGUUCUACUACUUCAUCCUUUCUAUUGAUUAUUUUUUAUUAUUAGUGUUGAUAACUUAUCUAUCUUCUAGAAAUCGAUUACAUUCCGCCGACUUCGUUGGUUGCCACCAUCAGACCCGACAUCAGUGUAGUACCAGAACAGUAUUUGGUGAAACUAGAACAAGAGAUUCACAUUUCCACCGUGGUUGGUCAACGAGGCAACACAAAGUUGCUGAUCGAAGGAUACACGUACAUUGUCAACAAGAGAAGUAACGGAAAAUGCUAUUGGGGUUGUGCUAAAGCUGUACCCUUCCGUUGUCGCGCCCGACUGAUAACAGAUGACAUCAACUUCUACGAUGUGACGUUCAAAAAUCUAGUACACAAUCAUCGGCCGAACGAAACUAAACGACGAUAAAAACUAACAUCAGAUUUCUGGAUAUGAAAUAAAGCCAAAUUCUUGAACACUAACAGUUUUCUAUGUUUUGUGAAGUACUAGAUUGAUUUGUCGAACUUUUUUUCUAUCAUCUAAUUCGAUUUUAAAUCUACUUUCAGUGAAGAAAGCACGCCUGUCGGGAGUGCUGAAUCUUGCCGCAUGGACAUUUACACCCGGACAACGAGGUAAACCCAAGCUGGUGAUCGAAAACAAUUCCUUCUUCCGCACCAAAGGGGACACCCAGCGCUCGUACUGGUCCUGUUCGGCGUACAAAUCAAAGAAGUGCAAAUGCAAAGUAGUAACCCAUCGGAAUAGUUUGGUCGUAAAGUACACUCACAAGAGUCAUACGCAUCCGAACGAGUACAACGAUCUGUCCAAGAUCAAUUUGAUCGAUGUGGACAUCAACGAAUUUUACGAUAAACCGGUCGGCGGUGCCGCCUUUGAAGUGAAGAAAGAACCAUCCCUUUAAAUGUUGUUCUAUAGGAUUCCGAAUAAAGUGUCUGUUUUGUAACACAAGCUAGAUCGGUAACCACAAGUAGUUCUUGAGUUUAAAACAAAAAUAGAAUAACUCUAUUUUCCUAUGAAAUUGUAAAAGUUUCCCCUUUAUUCGUUUAUAGGUAAAUCAAGAUUUUAAGGAAUUAUAACCAAGUGACCGUGUACGCCCAUGAUGGUUUUGGACGGAUACAAUCAAUUUAAAAUACAAUCUUGCCUUUUCCAAAUAUCAGUGCUACUAACAAUUGCAUACUCAUUUUUUUUUUUUUAGAAAAGAAUAACUACGGAGCGACGUGGAGCGGACCUGGUGUGAUGGUUAGAACACAUGACUAUCACGCCGAGGACCUGGGAUCGAAUCCCACUCCCGACAAAACUCACAAAAUGUGGGUUCUUCCUUCGGAAGGGAAGUAAAACGUGGGUCCCGAGAUGAACUAGCCUAAGGCCUAAAAAUCUCGUUAAUACAGAUAAAAAAAAACUACGCAGCCCAGUUUGAAUUCGAGGGCAGAGAUGUGAUGUGAGAUGUGAACUCCAUACAAAAAUAAAUAUCAUCGUCUUAUUUUUGCAUGAUUCGUCGAGAAAUGGUGAGUCUUUUUUUACGCGGUUUUUUGAAUUUUGAACUGAGUUUUUUUUUACGCGGUACGUAUCUCCCGCGUAAAAAAAAACCUGACUGUACGGUUUCCCCAAGCUGCGCCUGGAUGGGUACAUUUACUUGCGCAAUGUCAAAAAGAGCGGAAAAGUCUACUGGGUGUGCGAGCGAGCAAGGAAGACCAAAUGCAAGGCACAAGCUAUAAUCUAUCGAGAAAAAAUACGUAUCAUAAUCAACGAGUUCGACCACAAUCACCGACUGGGGAAAAUGUAAAUAUACGUUGACUUUGCAUAAAAAAGGUAAAAAGUACAUUAUCUCAUGAUGAUGCCCUUAUCCCCCUGUGCGGCAUUCAUAGUGAACAGCUGUAUGGUACGAAUGCAGAACACAAGCAAUAAGCGUUAAAAUUUCGGUUCAUUUCUAAUGAUAAAUCAGGUUCAAAGACCAUUGUCAUAGAAUUGAUGUCAUGCAUGAUAAACAUCGAUUAUCUCCUAUUGAUUCAGUCGUGGCUGUACACAAUGAACAUCAUUGCAUUCAUCGUGAACACCAGUAUAGCGCGAAAGUAAAACACUAGCAAUGUCCGCUAAACAUCCCAUUCAUCAAUUUCAGAUAAUACGAUUUGUGUUCCGUUUGAUAAUUCGGACGUAGCAUUCACCAUCAGUAGGCAGGGAAAACCGAAAAUGAUCUUCCGUGGCCACACUUACCUACGGAACAGCAGCAACGCUCAGAAGACCUACUGGAUAUGUGCUGCGGCCCGGGAACGAAAGUGUCGAUCCCGUGCCAUUACAACCAAAGGCUUGCGCCACGUAACUAUAAGAGAAACGGCGCAUAAUCACUGACUUUGUGAACUAUGGCAAUAUCAAUAAAAAGAAUAGAUAAAAGUUGUUAGUUUUGAUUUUAUCAACUUUUGCAUUCGAAUAUCUGUAUGGAUUGCCAAACUAAUUGCCUUCGGUGUUUGUUUCAGAUCCAUCGCGAAAGUACAAGGAGCUGGUAUUUGUUAGCGGUUUAAGGGGAACACCGAAGCUAAUCGUGGAUGGGUAUUCGUUCAUUCGCAACAAAGGAAAUUUCCGGACCACAUAUUGGCGCUGUUCGAAGCUUCGUACGAUGGGUUGCAAGGCCAAAGUAAUAACCUCUCAGUUGGACAACAAGGUGUCCGUUACCGAUCCAGUUCAUUGUCAUAUGCCCGACUAUCGACAAUAUAUCUGAAAUUAUUUGUUCAAUAAACAGAAAAGAAAAGCAAGUUGAUGAUGAAACUGCCUUAUUAGGUUGUCAGAUGCAGUACUAGAUCACGAAUCUCACAGCUUAAUUUCCAUUUUUCUCGUCUAGACUAUUGGGUGGAGCUCCUGGCGGAUAAACCGGCGGUAAAUUUCACUUACGUCACCGGUCAGCGUGGAAAACCGAAAAUAUUGUUUGACAAUCAUACCUACAUUUGCUCGAAACAUCUAAAGAAUCGCAAAUACUGGACUUGUGGCAAACAACGAUCGCAAGCGUGCCGGGCACGUCUUAUCACCGAUUCGGACAACACGAUGCUGCUUGCACGCCAGCUUGAGCACACCCAUCCUCCCGAUAUGGACAUUAUCACAAAAUCUAUGUUGUACUGCCAGAAAUAAAUCGACGCGUUGUUCAAAGUUGAAACAUCUAGUACUUCGUGUUUAGUUUAUUUUACUUCAAUUUGUUUUCAAAUUCUUGUACCAUUCGCUAACAAUUCCAUUGUCUUUUCCAGAUCUUAAUUCGCUCAUCGAGUUCGAGUUUAUGACCACUCCCUCUCCCACGCCGCGCAAAUCCCCUUCUCCUCCGACUCAUAUCGCUAGUCGACCAAACAGAUCUAGGCGCCAGCGUAAAGCCGAAUCAAUCGUAUUGGACGAUCAACCUUUGGUGCUGUUCACAUCACAACGGGGGAAGCACCUUCUAGUGUUGGACAACUAUACUUUCUCCAGAAACAACACCGUUGGAAAAACGACAUACUGGGCGUGCCGAGUGGUUACCGAUCACGUCAAGUGCAAAGCCCGAGCUAGUACUACUCGCAAGGUUAAUGGCCUUUUUCGAGUUAUGCUUGGUAAUGCGACACAUAACCACCUGCCAAAAAUGUCACGCAAGGUCCUACUCGAAUGCGGUGUCGAGCCCAAUGUGUUUUAUUUGAAGAGUUGAAUAAAGUGUGUAUUGAAUGCUUGUUUAUGAUUUUUCCAACUUCGGAAUUUCUUACUAAUACGUACUACUAAUCAGCGGUUAUUUGUAUUUCGUUCUAGUACUGCAUACUCAUACGACAUCGACUGGUGUCAGGAAUAUUCGGAAGCCGAAUGCAAGGAGAGCACGUAAAUCAAAACCGGAUAAUAUCGACAUACCGGAAAUAUUGAAGGGACCGUCGGAGAAAAUGAUUUUGCAAACAUGCAUUCUCGGUGGAAUGAAAGUCUUAUAUCAGAACAACUACUUCGAGUAUCAUUAUUCCAAAAGUGGAGUGAAACUCUACCGGUGCGUUGCUUUUGCAGAUUUGCAAUGUGAAGCUCGAGUUCUGGUGCAGAACGGGCUAGUUUAUUCGAUUAACGGAGAUCAUUGUCAUUUGAAUGCUGGACAAUAAAAGAAAACUGUCCUUUUAUUAAUCAAACUACCAAUCAGUAUGGACUGCAGUACUAGAUUUGAUAGUUCUCAACGUUCUUUUUGAUUUUUUUUUGUGAAUAUUUCCAGGCGAUUUAUUACAAUCAAUGGAAGACUACAGUCAGAUUCAAACUACAUUUGAAAUGCCACAUCCGGAGAUGGCUGGAGUAUCUGUACUGUAUCAGCGUGAGCCAGUCGAAAAAGCUGGCGACAAAAAACUCAAUAUUUACACGACAUCAUCACUCAUACUGAAUAAACUAUCACUCGGAUCAGGAUCGCAUGCCAAAUCGCUUCCAGGGACAAUCUCGAAACCAAAGUCGCACAAGUCGUUGAAUGUACAGCAUAUCACUGCUACCGGGACGCCCUACGAUUUGGUAAACGUUCCUACCAAGAAGGGUGGUGUCGGGGUUCAGCACGAUGGACACCACUUUGAGUACCAUUUUACUCGCAGUGGACAUAAGAUUUACCGGUGUGCGUGGCACUUGAAGGAACGGUGUCCAUCGCAAUUGUUGGUGUUCAACAGAAAGACCUAUGUCAUUUCUGAUGACCACUCGCAUACAGAAGUGGCCCGAAUGAGUGAGGACAUUUUGGCUAAGACAGUAGCCUGUUAGUGUAGUCUUCAAAACUCCACGUAUUUUAUGUGCGUUUUUCCAAAUAAAGCAUAUUAAAUUAGGGCACCCCACGGUAUAAAUCAAAAGUUAAUUGUGUUUCAAAAAUGCAGUACUAGAUUCCUAUUUGAGUUCGUCGUACAUAUUUAUAAUCAAGUGAUUCAUUCUGCUCAAUUCACUUUCUGACAAAUAUACUGUAUUUGAAGCUUAUUUCACAUUUCCUAGUAUUCUAUUACCCUUGGAAAAUUUAGAAAUGAGUUUAGCAAUCGUAAACAUGAAUCAACAAUGCAAAGUUCAAUUCUGGAGUUAUUUGAAACGCAUCUGAAUCGAAUCAGAAUGUUGAAUAACUGCGACGUAUAUGACUAAUCGCUAAAUAAUUCCCAUGGUUCAGUUCUAGAUAAUCUCCAAUCGGGACCGCUUCCGCCGAUUCACUACCACACGACAAAAAGAGGAUCUCUUCAGCUGGAAAUGGACGGCUAUCGAUUCACAAGAAUGAAAGUGCUGCAAACCACCAUUCACUGGUCUUGUUUGCAAACAAAGGCACUUCGCUGUAAAGCCCGAGCCGUAACCAAUAACGACCUGCAGGGUACUAUCCGGAGGUACGUCAACUACCACAAUCAUCCGCCUAGUAUGCGACGUCGCCAGCAUGGGGAUUUGCAGCGGAUCAAAGAGGAUCGAAUGACUGUGAAAUCGAAAAAACAGUGAUAUGGUGAAUUGUUAGUCAAGUUAGCAAUUGUUUCGAUGGAAUAAAAUUGUUUUACUUUAUACACAUAAGCGUUCAUUUCUAUUGUGCUGAGGUUUACUCUGUAUGGCUACUUCUAAAGUAUGCUGAAUUUAACUAUUGCAGAUAUUAGUCGGAUCGAGGCCAACUACGUUUCCAGUAGAAAAGGAACUCCUCAGUUGAUGAUCGAUGGUCACUGCUACAGCAGGCAAAGGGUUCGCUUACGAACUAUUCGAUGGCGUUGCGUGCAGUUUAAAGCUUUACAUUGCAUGUCACGGGCGACAACCGAUCGUCAAAAAGGCGGUCAGAUCAUUUCAGUCGAUGGAGAACACAACCAUGAAGUCAUCAAAGAGCGGAGGAAGAAUGGCGAACUUCGAGAGCUGCUGGCCAGGCGACAUGCUGAACGAACCAGCACCUGUGUCAAUUUAAAAGUUGAAGAUAAAGACAGAUGAAUAAAUCAGUCUUUGUAUGCUAUUCCAUUUUCGCUUUUUAUGCAGUACUAGAAUGUGGCGGUAAAAUAAUCUGUGAAGAUAAAUUGAACGUUUCAAUCUUCUAUACAGAUUGCUACACAUACGAAGAGCUGGUUGUGCACGCUAAACUGAGCAAGAGAGGCAAGGUUCAGCUGAUGAUCGACGGGUUUUCGUUUUCGCGUGAAAAGGUUCGUCCCAGUGAAGAGAAUUGUCGGACAAAAGAAGCACAAAACAAGCAACAAAGAAGACGCAGCGAUUACUCUUUAUCCCAACUUGUAACAGAUAAUGACAUGAUCUCGAUUUUUUUUGUUGCAGACAAAACGGAAGCUGAAUUUGUUGCGUACUUUUCAACUCGUGAAUAAUCAAUAAUUACUAACCCAAAAUCAAAACUUUUUGAUGAUACAUCUUCAACAGCGUUGCAGUGUUUACCGACUCGAAGUUUCCGCUCGAAAAUCACAAUGCAAGGCUUAAAAAUCUCUAAACUCGUGGUGCACGAUCUUUGUCCUAUUAUGUGCAAGUUGGGACAAACCUAUGUCGCAUUGGGUAGAAUGUCGCAACAAAUUCAGGUUGCGACAUUGUCGUUAUUGUUGCACGAUGGUUGAAUUUUGAUUCACUGGUUCGUCCGCAUACCAUUCGAUGGAUUUGCAAUCAAGCAUGGGUUUUGAACUGCAAAGUUCGAGCUACCAGUGAAAAAAUGAGUGGAAAGCUAAUAUCGGUCCGAGGAGCGCACAACCAUGAAGUUGUCAGCAGUCGGCGAAAGUGGGGUCAAUGUAAAUUCAUCAAAGAACAAUACGAGAGGGAUUCGGAGCAGUCAGUGGAACCUCCACGUAAAGGAGGAAGACCCAAAAAGCAAUGGCAACUAUAGGUUGAGAAAGUGUAAUUUCUAACAAUAGAUACACUAUUAAUAUAUUCAUUACGUGCUUUCCUUUAGUGUGUUUUAGUAAGAGUUUAGUUAGAAAAUUUCAUCAUUUGUAAAAUUUCUUUCAGACAACUUUUCGUACGUAAUGAGUAUUGUGCUGACUUCUGCAGUUAUUCUUUCCGCCACGGAAUCCGACUUGGAAUAUGAUGAAUACGAUUUGUUAUGAUAAAUAUAUAUAUUUGCAAAUCACACACAUAUUCUUUUCUCAAUUGUUAUUCUAGCUCUAAAAGACGAUUUGACAAAGUCUUAAUUUUAUGUGUUUCAGUUCCGAAGGACGUGGCCUACAUAAUGACGAGCCGAGGAAUACAACUAACGGUCAACGGGUACAUAUUCUCUCGUCAAAAAGUCUCCACGCACUGCGAAAUGUGGCGCUGCAUGCUUUCGUACUCUCAUAGGUGUCCAGCCCGGGUAAGCACGUACAAACCACGAAACGGUCAGGGUGCUCGAAUUUCUCUCCGAAACCAGCACAACCAUCCGAUCGGCGCGACCAGUCGCAAGUAUAAGAAACCAGCAGUAAAUAAAUCACCCAAGUUGCCAAAAGCUCUCAGCGUAAAUAAACCAAAGACCUCCACAGAGCAGUAGCAGUAUAGUUAACAUUAACAUUCGCAUCGCAAAUAUAAGAUUUAAAAAAUCAGUGUGAUCCUUUCCGUGUAGUACCAGAUCUAGCUUGGUGGUUAUGUUUUGAUGUUGAUUAACUACUUUUCAUUUCUAGAAAUCAGUGACAUAUCUUUCGUGGUGACCAGAAGGGGUCGAAUGCAGCUGUCUGUCAGUGGAUAUCUUUACACCAGAGAUAAAACACGAGGGGAUUCACAGUUUUGGGCGUGCAACCAAUCAAAAGUGUUGAACUGCACUGCACGGGCCACUACACACAAGGUGCAAAAGAACGGCUCACCGGGAAUAACUCUACGAGGACAGCACAAUCAUGAAGUGGUCACAGAACGACGAAAAUCCGGAGCGCGUGCCCGUCUGAUCGAGAAAUGCCGGAAAGAACGUGGUCUUGUACCUUGAUGUCAGUAGGAAAAUGAUAUUAUAUAGUUUUGUUCUUACCAAACAAGGGACACCCAGCUAUAGGAAAAUGGAUUUAUAUACAUGAGAGUCAAGGCUCUAGGAGCAAUGUUCCAAAGAGAAUGCCAAUAGGACAUAUCGGUGAAGUACUAGAUUUGUAGUAAUGAGCUGAAUUUUAGUAUGGUGAGAAGGUCAAUUCUCCGUUUCUGCAAUGAAAUGGUACAAAAAGCGUGGAUAUUAUGAUUCCUUGCCUAAUUUGAUGCUGUUUGAGCAAAACUUUAGACAACAGUGUUGUUGUUUUCUCCAUUUUCUGCAACAUAAACAACAUGUUAUCCAAAAUUUUGCUCAAACAGCAUCAAAUUAGGCAAGGAAUCAUAAUACCCACGCUUUUUGUACCAUUUCAUUGCAAAAACGGAGAAUUGACCUUCUCACCAUACUAAAAUUCAGCUCAUUACUACAAAUCUAGUACUACACCGAAUGUGCCCCAUUCAAUCACAUGAUCAUCAACGAUCGACGCCAAGCCGGUCAACGAGCCAAACUUGUGGAGCAAUGUAUUCACGAAAAAUGCUUGAGGCGAUAGCGGUGACAUAUAUUCUAGUACUUUAUCGUUUCAAUGAUAUUAAUAAAUGCUGUUACAUUUUGAAUGCCUAAUGUGUUUUGCUCUAGUACUACAGUUAAAAUGCGUUGCAAUUCUCAUUACUGAAAAUUUUUUCCAUUAAUUCAGAUAUCUCAUUCGUCAUGAGCAAACGAGGUAAAACUCAACUUUGUGUCGAUGGAUUUCUCUACAUGCGCGUAAAGGCUAGCGACGAAUUGCAGUACUGGUCGUGCAAUCAGUUCCGGGUGCUUGGCUGCACGGCUCGUGCCACAACUGGAAGGGGGAAAAGAGACGGCAAACCGAUCAUCAAGCUGCGCGGUUUUCAUAAUCACCGGAUUAUUAUGCAGCGUCGAAAACCUGGCGAAUGUGCUAAAUUGAAAGAGCAAUACGCUCGUGAACGAGACGGGCUACCAGAUAGGGUUAAACAUGGUGUACCAGAACAAACGAUGUCAUCAAUACCAGCGGUAUCACAACCGUCGCUUUUACCAAUGGCACAGUGCUUUUUGAAGCAAGAAAAAUAAAUGUGAAUUGAUGACGUAUCUUUUUCGGUAUUCUAUUACUUCGUCGCUUAUAUAUUGAGCUGAUAUAAUGCGAAGUACCGUGUCAUUUCGGGAGGUCUGUAGUAUGCAAUAGAUAUUAUUAUCAAUAAACUUAAAAACGUUGAGUUAUACUUAAGAUGUUGCGAUCAGGGUUUACAAGAAAAGUUAAUAAUCACACUGAAUCGCGUCGUGCCAUAAACGAUAAAUAUGCACAAGUUGUAACAACUUUGAAAAACUAUAAACCAUAAUAUGUAGAGUGAAACCUCAUAUUUUUGUUCUUAAUGGAAAAAAAUGACUGUUGUAGUGCUACAGAGAGAAAAAACAAUCACAUUAUUUUCGCUCAAAGCUAUUUCUAAAAAAUAUGCAACGUGUUUCGAAGAAUUUUCACCGAAUCGUACACGCAUUUGACAUUAUUACAAAUCUCGUUGCAGUUGUCUGUCCAGAGGAAAUUUCCUUCGCAUUGAAUUACCGAGGAACGCAGAACAUGGUGAUUCGGAACCACUUCUUCGUUCGCAACAAAAUUUCCCAACGGUAUCUUUUCUGGAACUGUGCCCAGAAGAAAGCUCUAGGCUGUCGCGUUCGAGCUACAAUGCCACGCCCACCCAACAAAGGACCUGUCAUAUGCCGAGGGGAACACAAUCAUGAAGUGGUUUCCGAACGACGAAAGCAUGGCGCUCUCAGAGAAUUACUGAACAAACGAAAGCUAGAUAAAGAGCAGUCGAGUACAAAGAGAUGUAGAAUAAAUAAAAAUUAAGUGAAAUUACUUAUCAUAUGUCUUUUUAGAUUUGAAUACUCAAAUUUUUCAUUCCGGAGAUUCAUUGUGUAUUGAUGUAUUACAGAUAACUGUAUCAGCGAUAAUGCAUCCGAUAUGGAUAUAUGCUACAUGGUGACAGCCCGUGGGACAACUCAGCUGGUUGUAGAAGGAUAUCCGUUUACCAAACUCAACGAACGGGCUCAUAUGACGUUCUGGGCGUGCUGUCAAGCUAGACCCUUGAAUUGCAAAGCCCGGGCCACAACAUAUCGCGCUUCGAGGGAUGGAAAAAUCACGUUCAGAGGAGAGCAUAACCGGGGCCCAUAUAGCCGAGGCGGUAAACGCACGGGUAUUCAGCAUGACCAUGCUGAGGGUGAAGGGUUCGAUUCCCGGUCGGUCCAGGAUCUUUUCGUAAAGGAAAUUUCCUUGACUUCCUUGGGCAUAGAGUAUCUUCGUGCCUGCCAAACGAUAUACGCAUGCAAAAUGGUCAUUGGCAGAGGAAGCUCUCAGUUAAUAACUGUGGAAGUGCUCAUAGAACACUAAGCUGAGAAGCAGGCUUUGUCCCAAUGAGGACGUAACGCCAAGAAGAGAGAGAGAGAGAGAGAGGAGAGCAUAACCAUGGCAAAAUCCAUGAACGGCGCAAAGCGGGUGCGCUCAGAAAACUACUCGAGCAACGUGAUAAAGAGAAAGCUCGACAAAAAUUGUUGAAAUCAGUGGGGAUUGUCUAUGAAUAAAUGAGCCACAUGAAAUGAUGCUGUCUUUUGUCUAUCGUGAAGUAAAAAUGGCAUCAUUGCUUGAUUCUAAAUGUCAUAAGUAGUGUUGCCAAAUUUUCUAAUCUGAUUCAUGGUUUUAAAUAAACUAAAAUUGAGAUGUGUUUAGAAAUCUAGACAUUCGUUACGUGGACACGAGCAGAGCGCAUAAGCUAGUCAUACAGGGUUACAGCUUCACCCGAAAGAAAAAAAAGGGAACGAUACACGAUUUGGGAAUGUUGCCAGUCGAGACCGUUGGGAUGCAAAGCAUCGGUCACCAUCUAUGUGGCAGGAAACAAAGUGAAUAUGCGAGGAAUGCACAACCAUGCAAUUAUGACGCGAAGACAAAGACUGAGCUAGCGCAAACGGUUGAUGGAGGCACGCCUGCAGGAGCGUAUCUGGCGGAAAACCGAAAAAGAGAAGUGAUUGUCGCAGGGAACUUCAAUUUGCCUGUCAUAUUACUUACACUAUUAAAAAAAUAAAAUAAAUAAAAUAUCUAAACGAUAGUUUUGUUUUUGCAAUGUGAAGCUCGAGUCAUGGUGCAGAACAGGCUUGUUUAUUACGUUAACGGAGACCAUUGUCAUUUGAAUGCUGAACAAUAAAUAAAAACUAUCAUUUAGAUCGGAUCAUUAUCAACGUCCUAACUGAUUGUUUUUUUGUGUGAAUAUUUUCAGGCGAUCUACUACAAUCAAUGGAAGACUAUAGUCAAGUUCAAACCGAAUUUGAAAUGCCACAUCCGGAGUUGGCUGGAGUGUCUGUACUGUAUAAGCGUAAUCCAGUCGAAAUAAUAGGCGACGAAAAACACGCUAUAGACCCCAGCAAAGACGUCAGCUUCGUAUUGCAAGGCAACCGUCGCAAACUGUAUGUCAAAGACCACUGCUACUACCGGAAACACACUUUGAAAAAUCACACACAGUGGCGUUGCACUGAAUACAGAGCCUACGGGUGCUUGGCUUCGGUGAAGGUCUCGCGAAACGGAUUACAAAUGACUCUCCAAGGAGUGCACGACCAUCCCGUCAAGAAGGAGCAUCGUCGAGAAGGCCAGCUGAGAGAACUUAUGGAGAAACGAAAGCAAACGGUUAACGAACGAAAGCAACAGCGCCGAAAAUAAACUUGCAACAGCACUGAUUCAAAUAUAGCUUUUGAAAAAUUUCAUCUUGUUUGAAUGUUUAUGAGUAGCUGCCGAAGUCGUUUUUCGUUUUGAGUGGCCGAGGAAAUCUCCAACUGUCGAUCGAUGGAUACGUGUUCACGCAAGAGCUGGUCAAGAACAACGACAUAGAUUGGGCUUGUUCGCAAUCAAAAGCUUUGCGCUGUAAAGUUCGCGCGACGACAUCUCGUGGGAAAGAUCGCAAGGUGCUCUCGAUCCGAGGCGAACACAAUCACGGGAUAAUUACUGAACGUCGGAAAAGCGGUGCCUUGAAGGCUCUGCUGGAACAACGCAAGAAAGAGCGCGAUGAACGACGAAUGAGAUUGGGUGGAGUCUUUUCACCAGCAGUCUAGAAAACUGUAUUGGAUAAAUAAAUACUACACAAUAAUAAUGAAUUGUUUGAUUAUAAUCUGAUUGAAGCAAUAGAUUUGUUGGUGGUUUCGCCUCUCCUUAUUUAUUUUGACCUACUUUUUGUCUCGUUUAUAGUUGCAUAUUGUUUCCAUGACGCCUCAGAAGCAGUAAGAAAACCAAACGUUCAGUAUUCAUUGAGUAACAAAGGCACCCUGGUGCUGUUACUGGAUGGGUUCUCUUUCUUCAAGGAAAAAGCACGCAACGGUUCUACUUUUUGGCGAUGCUCGCAGUAUUUUGCGCUCAAGUGCCGAGCUCGCGUUCGCAUGCCGCUUCCACCGAACGAUGAAAAUCUAGUCCGCCGAGGAGAACAUAAUCACAAAAUCAUCUCCGAACGACGCAAAUAUGGCUCUCUGAAAAACAAUAUGAAGAACGAAGAAGAAAUUACGCAGCGCCAUGAGAUCUCUGAGAAGGGGUUGCUCAGUAAAUGAUAUGCCAUUUUAAAUAUACGUAAUAAGAUUACCAAAGAGAAAUUCGAUGAAAAAUGAUGUUAUAUUGUAGUACUAGAACACGUGUGUAUUAUUUUCAUUUCAGUUCGUUUCUCAAUGUUACACACGGAUGAACUAAUCUUUGUCGUGCAUUCGUUUCAUUUAUCUCCUGCUUGUCUCUGGCCUGAUUCCCCUUCCCCGACAGAAAAUGGAACCAAACCAUACGUCCAAUAUACGAUUAGUAAUCGUGGAACUCCAUUGCUUUUGCUGGAUGGAUUCGCCUUCACCAGGGAUAAAGUACGCAACAGUGUUACCUCAUGGAGAUGUUGUCAACACCGUACACUCAGCUGCAAAGCUCGCGCCAAUGCCGUCCGGGAUCGUAGUGGCCAAAAGAAAAUCGUCAUCAAACACUUUCACAAUCAUCCGCUUGUAACCGAGCGUAAAGAGAAACGUUCCUUAAAAUAAAAUUAUGCGCUACUUCUAGUACCUCAGCAACAGUUACCCAAAAGCAAAAUAUAUCGUGUUUUCAUUUUCGUUUUUUUUUUUACAGUUUUUCGGUAACGUCCGAUGAAAUCUAUCUACUAAUGAAAAAAUCGAUCUGCAUUCUAGGGAUUGUGACGUACACCACAAGCCGUCGAGGUCGUCGACAGAUCUGCUACUUCGGACACUCUUUCGAGAUGGAAAAGGAACGGAAAGGGUCCACCAGCUGGCGGUGCGGUCAGGCAAAGCCUCUCAAAUGCAAGGCCAGAAUUAUCGAGCGCAUUUCAAAGUACGGCGACCCAAUGUAUGAAAUUGUACGCUCGACGCAUAAUCACGACAUUAUAACUGAGAGGAGGCCACGAGGGUGGUUGAAAGGUUAUAAUGAGCUAUCAAUAAUGAAAAAAGAAGAACAAUAAAUUCACAGUUCCUUGGCAUGUAAUCUAGUACUACUUUUUGGAAUUAUAUUGUUACAAUGGACUCAAGUAGUUCAUCACUACAAACCUAUUUUGGCGAGUAAUCUAGUACAACCCAUCUAUAUAAUUUAGAACAAUUUGACUGGCUUUAUAGACCUGGAAUUACAGUCUAGUACAACAAUACAGCUCAAUGUAUAUUCCAGUAGCAACAAAAUAAUCAACUUUUGAACUAUUAUAGGACACUGUUACGGUUCGGCGGAGUACUCAAUCAGCCUCAAAGGCUCCCUGCAGUUGAUGGUGCAGGGAUUUCCGUACACUCGCCAUAACUGCAAGGGCGGUAAGGUCUACUGGCGGUGCGUGCAGUUCAAGUCACUUGGCUGUCGGUCUAGGGUUCGUACUCACCAGGAGCUGAUCGAGUCGAUAGAGCACGAACACAAUCACGAUCGAAUGUUGGCCAGGCGUAAACGAGGAGCUUUGAAGCAGUUAAUGCAAGAGAGGAAGCGCGAGGAAUCUCUAGUUGCCCUGGAUCAGUGUGACUUGGUUGAACUUGACUGGGUUGAAUAAAAGUAUUUGUUGCUAGAUGACCUUGCUGGAUUGUUGAUGUCAAUAAAUAAAAAUUAAAUGUGUGACUGUAGAAUGUGACGGAGUUUCGUCUUUCAGAACCUAUCUCAUUGAUACAGGUGAUUACCGUAGUACCAGACGAAGCGGAACCCCAUCACUAUAGGUAUAACUAUCGUGGAAAUCUUGUGUAUGAUAAGUACACCUUCUCCAAAACGGCGGCUCACGGGACGGGCAACAUUGUCUACUGGAGGUGCACGGGCUAUCGUAAGCAUAAGUGCAGAGCUACACUGAAAACGCGAGGCAAGGAGUUGAUCGUGGUUCGCCAGGACCAUAACCAUGAGCCCUUCGUGAAGGGAAGCGUUUUCACUUCCGAUUUGCCAAUUUGGAAGGAAACAACGGGAUCUAACGCUCCUUAAAAUUUACCGUUUUACUCUUUGCUAUGAUGCCACAUUGGAAUUUACCUAAUAAUAAUUACAAGAACAAUACAUUUCAUUUUUGCAAACAAUAAUCUUCAUUGUUUUUCUACCAUACCAUUAAUAUAAUCUUGCGUUCUAGUACUACACAACUUCAUACUAACGUUACACUUGUAUUCCUCCAGGGAAACUUCUGUCGAUUUCGACAAUGCCGCUCGUAUUGAAAAAGAUCAAAGUCAAGCGUACAAAACCGCUAUCUCCGUUGAAAUCCGUUCCUGCAAUGAAUGCCCCAUCUGAACGUCCGACCGUGGUAAGCGCCGAUCCGGAUCAACUGCUCAGGCUGGACAACAGUACAAUUUCCAAAGACAAUAUCGUCAAACAGCUAUCGAACGGCCAUGCUCUAGUACUGCUGAAGAGGACACGCGUCAAAGGUUUUUGUGUGAGCUGUAUUCGUUCCAUGCAGGAUCCGGAGUACAAGAAGAAGUUGAACAAAAUUAUUACCUACUGCUCGGGAUGCCCCGGUGGGCAGUGGAUCUGUGAAACGUGUUUUGAUUCCAGUCACGAUAUAAAGAACUAAAUGAAUAAAAAUUUAAAAUAUCUAGCUGCUAUCGAUAGUUAUUUCUUAUUGUGAUCCUUUUUUAUCAAUACUUUUUAAAAACUAACAGAGUUUCAAUCAUUUUCAGGUAAAGCUCUGUUCCAGAUCGGCAACAGAAACUCGCUGAAGCUGUUCUACAACGGACACUUCUACACAAAGUCCUACACGGCGGAAAAAUCAAGCAAGUGGGUCUGCGACAGGAAAAACAUGCUCAAAUGCAAAGCUCGAAUACGCCUGAACCGAGACAAAACUUGUGACGUGCUGAAUGCCAAUCACAACCAUCCGGCUCGAAACCCUAGCACUAUCGGAAUGCUGAUCGAUUUCACCGAUCGAGAUUUGAGCACCAUGCUCCAGAAGGAUACCGUCAAAGAAUCUCCCAAUCCCAAUCGUUGCGGAAUAACUAAAAUGAAAAUAUAAUGAAUGAAUCAACCAACAUUUUGAACUGUCCACAUUCAAUUACUUCAUCUUACGAAUCGUAGCAUGACACUUCACUAAAACCUCUCCUUGACUUUUCGUUCCAGUGCACAAGAUCAUGAAGCUACAGAAACGACUCUACUACCUCAAAAAGGUAUCCGGAGAGUUUGUUCAACACGGAGAAAAUCCAGUUUCUUCGCAGAUUGAGUAUUUGCAGCGCGAUCUGGAUGUGCUUACGGGAACUCUACCGAAAAUGGAGAACGCUCCGGAUUGUAAACCAUUUUCCGUUCCGGGAUUCGAGUUCCCUCUGACCGAACAGGAGGAAAUUGAACGCUUGGAGGCGGAGGUACGAAACGAUCCGUAUGUCCGAGGCCAAUAUGUUAACUAUCUUAUCAACAAAAAGCCAGCGCCGAUGAAUCUAAUACAGUUCCUACCACUGGUGUUUUCCGAUGAGGCCCUUAUUGCCUACAACUAUCAUGGUUCGCAUGCUUCCGGAAAAUCUAAGCAUUCGAUGAAGGCGUACACCAUUUUUUCGGAAUGCUUUUUGGAAGCCUUCGAAGGAGAAGGAUUGGAUAUGGACACAUUGACCAAGCAGCUGGUAAUGGCCAUCAAACAGAGCCGGAACCGUAUGCGGCAACGUACAUUCCGAGCGAAGAAGACGCUACAACGAAUCAGCAGCGACAAGGGUUCUGAGUGAUUAGUGUGGAACGGGAUGUCUUGUUUUCAGAAUUUAAAGUACAUUCAAUAAAAAUGAGAAGAAGUGAAUGAUUAACUGCGAUGUUCUUUGACGUACUAGAAUGAAUCUUGUUGUCCGUUUAGUUGAAAAAUAAUGUUUCUUUGCUAACAAUUUGAACCAAAUCUUAGGCAUGCAGAAGUAUGAUAUAUUCUACGGUUGUAUGAUUGGUAGGUUUGUAACUAGUGGCAGUACUAGAAUCAUGAUGAACAUUGGUUUUGAUCUAUUCCAGAUGCAUGGGAAAGUCACGGACUCGAUAACGAAACACUUGUCGAGCAGAUUAAGAAAGCAGUUUAUCAUAUAAAUCGACGUCGGUACACCAAAAAACAGUCCCUGAAAAAGAAGUACACGAUUGUUGAAGUACAAGAGUAGAUAUUAUAUUGGAUGAUUUUUUUAUGACGAGCCUUCUCCAGCUUCUUCAUGCAAGAAAUCUAUACGUUCUACGAUUGUAUUUUAUAGGUUGUACUGUAGUACUAGAUUGACGUAUAAUUUUCAUUUAUUUUACUGCCACAUUUAUACGCGUCGAAAGGUGUAACACCGCCCAUGAAUAUCGAUAGAUGAAUAAAAUUGCAGCGAACUCUCUAACCAGCUUUGAUUUAAUAAAAUUCUAAAUUCUAGAAAUAAUCUAUUAUUUUUUUAUCAUACAGCUGACUAUCUGCUAUCUGACACACUCGCAUACUUCCAGAUACAUUUCGGCCCAACCUGGCAAAGCGUAAACAAGAGCUGUUGAGGUACCUGAAGCCGUUCAAACGACCCGAACAACCGCAGCGGAAAAUUUCGGUUGAAGGAUUUUCCUUUCCAGUGUACACCUCGGACGAGGUGGAACGACUAGAGGAAGCUGUCCGCUCAUCCAGAAAUAUACGCCGCCAGUACGUAGCCUAUCUGACCGAGCGGAAACCUCGCCACAUGGACAUUGUGGAAUGUUUCGGCAAGUUUUUCACCGAUGAAGCGAUGGCUCCGUAUGCGUGGAAUGGCUACAAGAAUCCAAAGUUUCCACGCAAGGCAAUGAAAACUAUGGAUAUCUUCUCCACCUGUAUGCUUGAGGCUUGGCACCGACAGGGAGUUACGUCGAUGGACAUCCUCUCGGACAUCAUGACUAAGGUGAUUACGAAGAUUGCCGGUCGUCGGCGGUCCAACAAUUACAACCAACGGAAGCGUAUCCAGCAGUUUUGUGACAAACAUAAUGAAUAAAUGUUCAAUUCAUUGUUUGGAAAUUUGUGUUUUUAUUACUUUUACAGAGGCUGUGUUUAACAUUGGGAAAAAUAUUUUGCAGAUUAAAUGAAUACCGUUUCGUUCCAGAUCAAGGAGGACUUGCAAGAGGCUUCUUCCACGGAAGUGACCGGGUUCAGCUUUCCAUUGUUCUGCGAGGAAGACGUCGAUCGACUCGAGGCUGCAGUCAAGAUGGAUCGUAUGGUUCGCCGGCAAUAUAUAAAACAUUUGAAAUCUCUAGGAGAGUACCAACCCAGCUUAUUUGCAAAGUAUGUGAGUGAACUAUUCAGUGAUCUCUCGCUUUACAACUACUGUGUUACAACAGACGGGGAUGGACAUACUAAUAAGAAGGAUAUGAUCGGAUACGACAUUUUCACGCACUGUUUGCUAGAAGUCUGGGUGCCACAAGGUCUGACGAUUUCCAAACUGACCGAGCUAUUGAAAUCGGUGACAGUUAGCCUCAGCGAGAGACGACAAUUGUCCAACCGGAACCGCCGAAAACGAUCGGAACUCAUUCAGAAGUGGCUCCUAAAGGAGAAUCAAAAACAGAAAUCUUAAAAUUGCAGUGCUCAAUAAAAGUUUCUGAAAAAAAAACAAAUUAUCCUUAAGUUUUAUUCUCUCUGACAUGCAGUACUAGAAUACUGAAUCAGAAACCUAAUAACGCAAAUAAUUUUAACGUUACAGUGAAAGGUCCACCCACUGGAGCUACGUCACAUAAGGAUUUUGAACAAUUGAAGCUAGAACUGGCGCAACUGGAUGUCCUUUUUAGUCAACGCCGGGAGACAAAAAAUAACGCAAGUGGACGGUCGAUGGUGGAUGGUUUUGUGUUUCCACUGACAACGGAAGCCGAUGUGGAAAGGCUGGAAGCGGCAGUGCAUUCGAACGCCACCGUAAGGGGGCAAUAUAUUCAACUGUUGAAAGCCAAAAAAACCAAAACAUAUCGAUCUGGUGGAUUGUUUCCCAAUGCUUUUUGGUUCAAGCUCUGUGGAAGCCUAUACCUGGAGUGGAUGUCGGAUAUCAAAAUUUCCAAAGAAAGCGAUGAAAAAUUACUCUAUUUUCAACGGAUGCAUGCUAGCUGCUUGGGAAUCACAGGAAAUGGACAUCAAAAUGCUGGAGGAGAACAUCAAACAAGCUAUUCAUCGCAUUCGACGGCGCCGGUUGGCAAAAAUUUUAUACGAUAAGAAAAAAUCCACCUCUGAAAUGUGAUAUGUUGUCGAAUAAAAUCCUUUGAAAUCCAAUGCAAUGUGUCUCGCAUUUGAAUGAUAAUUUUAGUUGAAUCACGGAUAACCUAACCUCGUUCAUUGUCCGUUACAGAUGUAUUCUAUAUAGCAGACACUCGUAGCCCUAGCACCAAAAAGGGUGAAAUCCGGCUGAAUAGGCGAUCUUUCAAAUUCGCGGUAAAUGAUGACGACGAAUCGAACGAUGAAGCGGAAAAUCCUAUGUUCCGGUCCGUGCCUGGGUUCAGAUUUCCGCUGAAAACAUCCGAAGAUAUUGAAGAUCUCGAACGCAGCGUUCGGGCAAGCGCCACCAUUCGACGACAAUAUAUUGAACUGCUACGGAAUGCACGUCGACUGGUCGAGAAACCAUCGUUCGCCUUCCUGAAGCUGUUCAGCGACGCGUCACUGCUGGACUACAACUACAGCGGGCGAUGCAACUUUUCCGGAACACAGAAAAAAGCAAUGAAGGAUUACAAAAUUUUCGCUGAGUGCAUUGUUGAAGCUUGGGGUGGGGAAUCUUACUCGAUAGAAGAGCUUCGACAGUAUUUAUGCAAUGCGAUCACGUUGGUUAACAAUAGAAAACGAGGGGCUCGCUUCCGCAAGAACCAGCGAAGUACUAGAGGAGACAAGAAAUGACCCCGCGGAUGAAAACUGUGCUGGGCAAGCGAUCGAAAAUGAUACAUAAUGCUCGCAUCUGUUAAACUGAUGCUUAUUUGAGAAAUAAAAACUUAUUAAUAUUAUUGUGUAACGAAUGGUUUAGUGGAAGAGCAAUUUUUCAAAUAUCAAUCAAAACGUACAAGAGUUCUUCCAAAUUUGAAUCGAUAUUAUAAUGUGACUGUACAAAAUCUAGUACUACAUAUUUUUGUUAAGGCUGAAUUAAACUCAUACAAUUAUUUCAAUUUUUGCCACGAAGUUUAAAUCACUGCUCUAUUAGAUUGCAUCGCAGUUGAUUUGCUCAAAAAUCGAAAUAAUAAUAAAUUCAACUCUUUUCAGCAUGGCGUUUGCGCCUCAAAAACCCAAAUAUCAGCCGCAGCGAUACCAAGGCACUGUUGGCCGCAGCUAUGGAGCACACUGGUGUACCGGGAUUCCGGUUUCCGAUCCGAUCUGAGGGCGAAAUCGAACGGCUAGAAGUUGCCGUCCGUAGUGACAUGUACAAAUGGGACAAUUAUAUUGCAUUCCUGCGAGAUUUGAGGGCCAAUGAUCUCCACACACCAAUACGGUGCAUUUUUCAGUCGGUGUUCUACGACGAAGCUCUAGUCAACUAUAACUAUAAUGGAAUUAGCACUGCGCCGGGCGUUCAUAAGCGAGCAAUGAAAAGUUACGCCAUCUUUAGGGACUGCUUCGCUGUGGCCUGGCGAGAAUUUGGAAUCACCGACGAUAUGAUUCGUGCCAUGUUGACAGAAAUUAUUAAAAAUAUCAACAGGCGAAAACGAAAUCGACAAUAUAAAAAUCGGAUACAGAAGAAAAAGAGGCUUCAAAACUCGUUUGGCACAAACACCAUCUCGAACGUCCGUUGGAUUAUAAAGCCAAAAAAGAAAUCUGCCCUUAGUGCAGCGCAGCGCAGGUCCUCCGAACAUGUACAUCAGCCGGAUUCGAUGAUAGAUUCCAAAGUAGCGGAAAACAUUCCAGGAUUCCGAUUUCCCAUUGAAUCUGACAAUGAUAUUGAGCGCUUGGAAGAAACUGUCCGCAGUUGCGCUCUUACACGUAGGAGAUAUAUCAAUUGCCUUCGGCAGAUCAAGGACUCGAGUGAAAAUGCGUCUAUCGAAAGCAUCUUCAAGAUGUUCUUUUACGACGAAAGCCUCACCGAGUACAAUUAUAAUGGCUUCAGUAACAGUCGUCGGGCCAAGAAACGGGCGAUGAAGAACUACGACAUUUUCACGAGUUGCUUCUUGGAAGCCUGGAUGGAUUACGGAGUUACGGAAGAUGAGGUUCGUCUAAUGUUGUGCAAGGUGAUUCGCAACGUACACGGCCGUAAUAGAUUUCGUCGCUAUAAAAUCCGGAAGCGAGAGCAGGAAAUGACAGAAGAUUGUAUUUAUUUGGAAGAAGAUGAUUUGUAAUAAAGCUUCACCUAUACAGCUCUUA
Molecule: messenger RNA, 46914 nt
Organism: Aedes albopictus (Asian tiger mosquito)
Lineage: Eukaryota; Metazoa; Arthropoda; Insecta; Diptera; Culicidae
Exons: 58
Coding region: 45894-46889 (331 amino acids)
Source: RefSeq, a predicted model, not a curated record